Messenger RNA from Podarcis lilfordi (Lilford's wall lizard), 60564 nucleotides. The record is from the annotation of a GenBank genome assembly. Lineage: Eukaryota; Metazoa; Chordata; Lepidosauria; Squamata; Lacertidae.
ACACACCUUUGUCAGGACUUGUUUAGAAAAAAUGUUUUGGGGAAAAGAACAUACGUGUUUGGGGGGCGUGAGGUAAAAGACAUUAAAUACAAGUCAAAUUCAGCAUUCUCUGAGGAUCACUCAGUCUGAGAAACACCAUACUGCUGAAGGAGUGCUUUAUUCAAGGACUUGUGGGACAACAUCUGGGAUCUGGGUAGAAAGCAAACAAUAAGGAUUACAAACAGAAGCACUUCAGGUAUGUAACACAAGACAAGGAAACACUCAGAAGGGUGCCAUUUUCUACUAUAAUUCUAUCAGAUUAUUUGAUUGUAAAAAAGGGGGAAAGUGUGGAGAGAUAAUUCUCAGGCAAAAUAUGGGCCAAAAUAGCUUCUUAUUCUAUAUUAAGAAGUCUAGUAAUUAUGCUGUAGAGACUGAGUAUUGAGACAGUUUGGUUAUGAGGAAAAUAGGUUUACAAUUGGCACUGAAAGAAAAGCUAUAAGUAUACAACUUAAUAGCAAUACUCUGAACAAGCCAAAAUAAGCAUUUCCUCUCACAUCUGGGUCCAUGUGGUCCAGUCCUGUGGAUAUUUACUUGAAAGUCAAUUUUAUAAGACUUACUUCCUAGUAAGCAUACAAAAGCAUUGCAGCCUUAUUAGAUAGGCAUUCACAAGAUUAUGGUUAUAGCUGUAGAUGGGUAUGGUAUGUCAGAACCCUGGAAGAGAGACUGACUAAUGCAUUUUUCAAGGCAGAGGGACUGCAUAACCAUCAUUACAAAAAUGUACUUAUUGUGUGCUAGUUCUGUGGACGAUGUGUGUGGAUCCUGUUUUUUGGGUACACUGAACCGUAUCUCUCAAAAAAUGCUUGCAGUUCCUUUGCAGAAAGGAAUUUUGUGUUGACUGUGAAAAAUAACAAUAGAUUCAAGCCAGCUUCAUCAGCAAGGAGUAUAUUAUCAGGAAUCACUGAACUCCUUUGUAUUCCUGUAUAUAAUUAAGUACCUAAUCUUGAGUUAUGGACUUUCAAAAAUUAGCAUCAUUAUGAAAAGGGUGUUUUGUGGGUCAUUAUUAAUUCUUUGCAUGGUGUUAUUUUAUUAUUCAAUUGUCUAUUUUGCUCAUCUCUGCUACUACUUUGGUUUCAAACCUGGACUGUGGGCUUUCAGGUCCGUCCCCCCCAUCUGCAAAAUAGUAUUUAAAUAUGUUUAUCAACACUGAUAAAGCCUUUGCUAGAUUCUACCAUAGAGGCAAACUUUUCAGAAAUCUUCUGAAGUUAAAUGCUGAAUUAGUCUCCUGGAAAAUAUAGGAGUAAAGAACAUGAUUAAAAAUUAAGCAGCUCUGAAGAGCAUUGUGACUUUUAUGGUGUUUCAAUAGUGGCUGAAAGGGCCCAGAAUGAAUUUCCUCUACCUAUGGAAUAACAUUCCCUUCUUCUGAAUUGUUAAGGGCAUGACUGAAAAGAGAACAUCAGAAGAGACAAUCUCGGGUUAGGGAGCUGAAAGAAAUAUUGAGGAAGUGGAACGCACCAUUUUACUUCCAUUCACAAAUUCUGCAAAAUUACUGUAUAAAUAUACCCUCAGGGCAAGUUAGCUGUUGGCUUCCGGCAUUUUAAAAAUCUUGCUUUCUUCUGCAGUGUGUAGUACAGAUCACUUCACUGAGCUGGCUGGGUGUGUUGUACCGAACAUAUUCCUUAUCCUAAGGACAUUUGUUUCCUAGAGGCAUGCAUGACACAUCUUGCUUGAUCCUGCUCCCUACUUGUGGUGCAUAUAUCAAAAUGCAACUAAUCUAAGGGUGCUUCCACUUAACCUGCCUACUGAACAUUCAUCCUGAUUUGUUUGCUGGGAGAUGGCUGAUGGCUGAUGCCUCAAACUAAGUGUUUUUCCAGCUUUGCAGUGCAUUUCCUUGUCACACUCCAUAUAACAAAAAAGUCUAGUUUGGUGGGGUAUUUUUUAAAAAGUUUGUGGCACAAGACCUCUGAAUCAACUAAAAUUGUGGCACCUUGAUGCCACUAAGUGACUGAAUCCCACCUCAAAAUGCCAACAACAUGGAAGUGCCCAGUGUUAACAGGGCAGGAAUUGUGGUUAUGGUUUGUUUAGAAGCAUGGACCAGAUUCCCCCAUAUCCUUUUCCGGCCUCUGAAGAUUCUAUCUUGAGCAGCCUAUUCCAAGCUGCUUAACUUUGGGGUUUUUUAAAGCUGAGUUCUAAAUGCCUGACCAAAUGAAGACUUUCUGUGCUCCUGCUCAAGUGCUUUAAUACAUCACUGGGAGGGCAGGAAGAGUCUGAAAGAAAUCUAACUUCCCUUCGCCUUGGGCCAUCUGCAUGAUGAGCAUGAGAAGUAACUGAAGGGACCACACAGCCAUUGCUGGUUCUGUGCCGGGUUCACUGGUAGCUGGGUGAAUGGCAGGAGCUGACACAGACUGAAUCACACAAGUGGCUCAGUGGGAGAGCAUAUGUGUUGCGUGCAGAAGGUCACAGGUUCAGUCCCUGGCAUCUCCAGGUGGGGCCAGGAAAGACUCUUACUUGAAACCCCAGCAAGCACCACUCAGCAUAGACAUACCAGGACUACAGCAGGAUCUGAUCAGUUUAAUGUAGCAUGAAUAUACUCUGAGAAGCAAUCACUAUUUGAAAUUGGGAAGGCCUUUCCCUUUGGGGCUGCUGGGGUUUUUCACCAUCCCACUGUAAUGGACACUAUGCCUCAGUGCUUAAGUCCUUUGGCCAUGUUAUCUCACUGAACCAACGCCCAAGACAUCUAGAGAAAGCCACACAGACUACCCCAGUAUUGCUAAAUACACCAACUGGCAGCAGCUGAAGAUGGCAGAGAUUGCACACAAAGCAUAAGCUCUACCUGUGAGCUAUGCUCCUUCUCUAAAUUGCUCCUUCAUUACCGCAGUAUCAACCUUGCUGUUCAUGCUUGCAUUUUGCAAGCAAUCACUUGCUUUGGAUAUAAUUAUAUCACAAGUCCAUUAACAAUUAUUUCUAUUUGAAGAACUCUUAUCAAGAUAAAACUAUAAUUUCCCUUGUUUCUUUUAGAUCUUAUGCCUAUUUCAGAUAGCUCCUGGUGUAUUUUUUUGCUCAUAAGUUUUCCAUAGUUUUUGUUUUAUACUAUGCCCCGAUGCUACAAAAACACCAGUAUUAGUAAGAAUACGUAAUGAGCAAAACCAUCUUAAAAGAAUAAUGUUCUGCUCUGGUUUAGUUAUAAUUGUGAAUACCUAGAAUUAACAUAAUUUAACUUUUGUGUUAUGCCACACUCCCAUGGCAGCCAUUUUGUGUUAUGCCACGCCUCCUCUCCCUCCAUAGCAGCUAUUUUUGUCUAGCGCCCCCAGCACUCUCUGAAAAUUCGAAAUGUGUCCACUGGUCCAAAAAUGUUGGCAACCCCUGCCUUAGUCCAACCUCCUGCUCACUGCAGGAAAGUUAGAGCUAGAAUGUCCCCAACAGAUUGCUGUGCAGCCACUCCUGGAAGACCUCCAAAUUUCACUUAUGAGCCUUAAAUCAGCUCCUUGGGCAAAUGCAACAUUUUCAGUGGCAGGAUAUAGAAUAGUUUUUCUUUUGAAUUCCCUUUCCUUUGAUGUCUUAUCACAUGAUGGGCAUCCAUGUGAAACACCAAAAGCAAAUGUGCCAGCCUGCUUCAUUUCUAGUCACUGAGAUAAUCAUCUUUGUACCCCAGAGGAUGGAACAAAAGGAAAAGAAAGGCUUGCUAGACUUCAAAUACCUGCUGUCGUCUUAGAUAUUUGAAGGAGUGGUACACAGGACUCCAAAGCAGUGGCUAGGCUACUAUAGUAGCUUAGCUGUGAAAGGUAAAUUUGAUUGAUAAGUGAUAUCAGCAGUGCUGGAAGAUCACACAAGCCAACUGGAGCAGUUUCAGUGGCUAAAGUUGCUGUUCAAAUCUGGGAGACUAUAGAACAAAGGGGUAAUUAAUGGAUGGACCUGAUUUUGUCCUGCUAUUGGUGUGCUACCAAAGUUUCCUGUGGCUGCUGUAGGGGGCUUGUUUCUGUUAGCAGACUUGUCCACACCAGAGCAAAAAGUAGACCCCACCCCAAUGUUGUCCUGGACCUUUCCCCCUUUAAAUGUGGACUUUUCCAAUCCUAGCCAUUUUGGACUUUCCAAGGAUUGAAAGACCCUGCAUUUAAAGGGGGAAAGGUCCAGGACAACCCUGGAUAGGGUGGACAUUACCGGGGAGAAAGGCAAAUCCACAUUUUCACUAGUGUGGACAAGCUAUAUGUGUAUAUAUGAAUUCUAAGUGUUUGUAUGAGAAUGUUGAUGUUUUAUAUGAAUUUCUAAUGGUAUAGUGUAUUUAUUUUUAUAUAUUUAAAUGUAUGUCUUUUGGAGACCUUGAUAACAAAUGAGUCACAAACAUAAUAAAUACUAUUUAUUUGUGUGUUUUAACAUUGAUAAUCUGUACUUUCAUAAAAUAUAUCAAGGUGGCUUAUAGCAUAUAAAAUACAAUAAGAGAUUUCUAUUUAUUUAUUUUUUAGUAGAUUGACUAAACAAAGCAAAACCUUUUUCUAUAUUUCAAAAAGUGAAAAUUCAGACACAAAAGUUGUUGUUUUUUGGCCAAAGUUGUUGAGCUUUUUCUAGUUUUGUCCAAGGCUAUUGAGCUAUUAAGGAAAUUCAUCAAAAUCUACACUUUCGACAUUGGGUACGUCCGGAUUUUCCCGGACAUUUAAGCAAUUUCUGCCUGGACACUAUUUCCGACCACUGAAUCCUGGCUGUGUCUGAAAAAUUCCGUAUGGCAACCCUAGUUUAAAUAGUGUGAAAUGACAGCCUUAGGAUUUGAUUGCUGUGACCCAGGGGCCAGUUGAAGAAUAAUUUAAAGGACGGUAACACUGCAUUGUGUCUUUCCUGGGAUUACUGAGCAUUCAUCACCAGACAAAUGCCAUAGAAUAAGUCACAGAUGGGAAACCUGUGGCCCUCUACAUAUUGAACUACCACCAUCCCUGAACAUUAGCCAUGCUGGCUUGGGCUGAUGGGAGCUGGAGUUCAAAACAUCUGAAGGGCCACACUUUCCUUGUCUGAGUUAGAGAGUAUGCUUCUCAAAUAGCUUUGAGUCCUAUCGCCUUGAGUUUUGUUGUUAAAUUUCUUGGCAGCUUUAAAAUACUUGGAAAUGUCCUCUUUGGACCUCUGUGGCAGGAGACUAGAGGGAGGGGUCACAAUUUUUCUGUUCACAGCAUGCAUGACCAGAUGCCGUCUGAAGUUUGCUUAAUUGCAUUUUAAUCCUUUAUGUCACGUAAGGCAAGGCUCUGCGAACCUGUGGUCCUCCAGAUGGUGUUGGACUCCAAUUCCCACUGGCCUCAGCCAGCGUGGCCCAAUGGUCAUGGUUAGAUGAGAGUUGCAGUCCAGCAAUAUCAGGAAGGCCACAAGCUGCCAACCCUCCUCAAAUGAGCUCAGAUAAAUGUUUGUGGUUCUUCUCCUCCCCACCAUUCUAACUUCACAACAAACCAGUGAGGUAGUUUGGGCCGAAAGACUGUGACUGGCCCAAGGCCUUCAUGGCCAGGACUGGCCCAAGAUGUUUUGCUGGUUGAGGUAAAUGACACAAUGGCUCCCCCUUCCAUGCCCAGAAGCUGACUGGCUUGGCAGUUGAAUUGUGCAUCAACACUCUCAACAGGAGAGCAUAGCAUCUCCUAUUGCACCUGGUGGUUGCAACAGGCUGGUUGUGCUUGUGUGUGCUUGCAAGGCCAUGUGGCACACAUAGCUUUGAUCUCCAUCAGAGGGGAACGGCCAGAGGUGUGGCUAGGGGAGCUGUUGCCUUUGCCUGCCAGUCUGUGAUUCCCUUAUUCUUCCUAAUUGUACGACCGGCCUUGCUCAUGACAACAGAUUGGGGAUUUGAUCUUCAGGUGUGGUUUGACACCCUGACCUCUACUCCACACUGGCUGCUCUCCCAAAUCCUGAAAGCCAAGGUCGAGCAAAAGAAAGGAACAUGCAAAAGAAACUUUAGCAAAACAACAAAGGCUGAGAGAGUGAGGCCAAGAUGCCACCUCAAGCCAAAAUCUUCUCAUAGACUGGGUUGGGUUUAGCUCCAGGGCUCCAUUGUUCCACCCGCCUAAGCUCAUCUUUCAAGCAUCUUCCUUCAGUGUUGGAGCUUGUUCAUCAUGCGCGCCAAUUAUGACUCUGCCCGUGAUUCAUGGUUUAAGGUGCUGUGGGUUUGCUGAAGCGCCUCGGGCGUCCAUUAUCCUAAGGAAGAGGGCACAGCAGUGAAGAAAGAUUCGGGUGGAUUUAGACAAACAAUUAGGAUGGAUUUACCCUGAGAUGAGACUCACUUCAUGUGCAAAUAUUUUCCUCCACAGGAGCAGUAUUUGUCUAGGAAAAAGGACACAAUAUAAUCCCAUACGGAGCUCAGCGAGUUUUAUAUUGGAUCAUGCAUACAUGCAAGGCUGCUUCUGUAGGCAUCUUUUUAGCCAAUGUGGCUUGAGAGGAAAUUCCUUCUUUAGUGGCAAUCAACCAAUCACUGAGCAUGAGUAAAACCACUUUCAGAGUCAUCCCAAAGGCAAUUAAACCCUCUUCAUGAGUUCACUGAGCCGUAUGUAGGUGGGCGGAAUGAAAUUGCACCCACACCAUACAUUUAAAGCACUUUUACGCCACUUUAACAGUCAUAGUUUCUGCAAGGAAUAAUGGGAACUGUGAUUUACCCCCUCGUAGAGUUAUAAUUCCCAGCACCCAGAGCAAAGUGCAGUUCCCAGGAUGAUUGGGGCAGGGGGAGGCAUGUGAUUUAAAUGUUCCUUACCUCCACAAGUUCAGCAGAUGAUAGCAGAUAUGUGCCCACAGGUAUAAUAAGUACAAAGGGUUCUGUGGUCCUACAGGACCACUGCUUCCCAUCUACUUGAAUGUGCAACAACAGACCUUGUCCCUUCAUAAACUACUUUGCUCCCAUUUCUUGCCCGUUCAGCACUCCUCUUUUUUUAAUACCCUUCAGCAGAACAUAUGUUCCACCUUCCUGGUCUCUUUCCCCCCCUAAUAGGGAGUCAUUGUAGUUUAUUAGGGGGAAAGUAACCACUAUAAUUCAGAAAUCUGAACGUUCCUACCUUUUAUUGCCAGAGGGGGUGGCAAAAGCUAAACAUAAUUGCAAGCUAAAAUAAAAGAUUUAUGUUGUUGCUAUUUUGCCCUUCUUCUUGUAGGAAUUUGGGGUAGUGUACAACACUGUUAAAAUGCAACAAUGUAAAAAUGUGAUUUAAAAAACUCAAAAAGCUAUGUGUCUGAAAACAGGAAUCUAGUUGAACAAAGAAUACCACCAAUACGGCUGGAUCCCAAGGACAGUCAUAUCCCAAAAGUGCAAGCAAACAAAUACAGAUUGUUUUUACAGGAAUAUUUUAAAUUUUGAGGCCUGGAAACAUUUGAAGAAUAACGCUGUGAACUACUGUAAAUUUGAGCAGGGGGAGAUAAACACUGGCUAAAUAUUCCUGAGCUGCCACUAGAUGACACUGUUGCGUCACUGACAAAAGCAGUUGUUUUUAAAAACAAGUUUCUACCUUUCUUCUACUUAAUAGACACCUCUCCAGAACUUCAAUUAAAUAAUUGUGAACUUCGGAUUUUAAGCAUUCUAAUACCUUGGAUAGAUUACUUCAGAGCAUUUUAUGAGGCGGGAGAGAGGUCAAAGAACACAAUACCUUUCUCUUGUGAGAGGAAUUGGUUUAUCUUAAAAAACAAACAAAAACUAAACUUCUAACUGGCUGAGCACUUUCCAGUCUUUAUAAAUCACACAUAUUCUCAUCAAAUAGAAAAAGGCCUAUGAAGUGGUCCAGGAGGGACUGUGUGAAAAUGUGCAAACUGCACAUCUUAAGUUGCUUCCUGGCCUAGCAUUGGCUGAGGAGGGAGGAAGGGCCUGAGUGGGACCACUACAGCAAAGUAGCCACGGGGGGGGGGGGUCAGGAAUAUGUUAACCUUUGCUCUUUCUCUUUGCCUUCAUGUAGCAAUGAUAUGGCCGCUGUAACAAAGAAAAACAAGCGGGAUGGAACAGAAGUCACAGAGAGACGUAAGUGAAACCUUUUCUAGGAAUAGAUGAUUCUUUAAGUUGAUUCCCACAGACAUUGCAGAGGUAAAAGUUAGCAUGCAAUCAUUUCACCCUUCAAUAUCUACGUGGUUCAAUGGUCUUCUGACAUCAUUAUAUCAUUUUUAAAAAGGCUUAUACAUAAUGAAAUGUUCAUUAUGUGGCAAUGGGAUCUUAAAAUGUGAAGGCCCUUACUGCCUGAGUAUUGGGACCGAGGAGUCAUCUCAGGGUAACACUUCAAAGAAAAAAGUUUAUGUGAAUUGGCCCCAUGGUUGGGACCAAGUGGAACCUCCCGAUUAUUUCCCAAAUGGAAGUUUUGAUAUAAUAAGCCAACCUUGCAAACCAGGUUAAUAGCAGCUUAAUACUAUAUGCCAUUUCAGAAGCAUUAUAUUGCCAUUUUCAGAGAUGGUUUCGGCUAAAUAUUUCACAGGGUCUCAGGCAAUUAUCCCUGCUGUAUACAUCCUUUGAAAAGUUAUCUCUCACUAUGCCUUCAUAAGUAUCUCACCUGUAAAAAAUCGAGUCCUUCUCAGAAUUUCCAAAAUGGUUUCCAUGGGCCAGAAAUGAAUAUUCAAAACAACUUUCAAAAGGAAUUUGUUGGUUUGAAUUCAAGACUCAAAUUCAGCUUAGCAAUUUUGAAAAAAAGAGAAGAAGUCGUGGCCACUUACUUAUCGCCCCCAAACAGGGAGAAAAGUGAGCACAGAUUUGCAUUAAAAUUGCCUAUGUAUAGAUGUGAUUUUAGAAAUAAUGCUGUGAUUUGAAGGGAAAUGCAACUGAUCUCACCACAGUGGGAAAUAGUGUGAUCAGGUGACCUGUGUACCUGCUCAAUUUGCUAUCCAGAUGCUAAUGAUUGAGGAGCAGCAUCAAGGUUCCUCUGUAAAUGAGGACAACCUAUCCCAUGGAUUUAUACUUCUCUUCCCCCUCUCUCUCCUUUUUUUACAGUUAUUACAGAAACUGUUACCACCAGACUGACAUCUCUUCCCCCAAGUAAGUGGUUGCUAUACAGAAUUCAGUAUACCUGUUUCUGCAUGCAUGCAUCUCAGUUUGCUUUGUUUGUGCUUCUUUGUCAGAAGCCCCUCAAGUGUUUGUGCCACUGAGCUUAUAGAUCAAAGCAUAACAAAAGCACCACCCUACUUACGGUUGCUUUUCUGAAGUUGCCCAAGUUACAGGAAAGACAUGGAUUAAAAAUAGCAAGAGACUUUGUACAGUGCAUGGGAGUUCACUAGGCCCAUAGGCUUGGCUCAGAAGAAUAUAUGGAACAAAAUCCAGUUAGAUCAUAUUAUUUCUGAGCCAAGGAACAUUGCCAGUAGAGGGUUGUUGUUUCUAAAUAUCAAUUGGUCCCAUUCUCCCAUGGCUUUUGUAUGACCUCGGCCCGCAUUGUCCGUGAUGAUGUAACUUCCCUUCACACUAUCAGCCUGGAAAAACCUGGGUGGGAUGGGAUGUGUUGACUAAAACAGCUGUUUGAGUUUGAUAUCGAGCACCUUUGCUGAGUAACUUUUGGCCAGCCACACCAUCUGUGGUGUGGUUUCUUUACCAGAGUAAUUGUAAGGAGUGCUAAGCAGUGAUAAUAGCUCUUGAUCGUACAACUCUUCUGACUAGGGUUCUAGCCUUCCCUUUCUCACUGAAAUGUAAUUCUCAUUUCAGCUAAGUAAAUUUAAAGUGGUCUGUUUUCUAGCACUGAAGCUGUGUUGCAAGUAUGACACAUGUGAGUGUAGGCAGGGAGACCCACCUAGUCAGUUCAAAGUUGACCAUGCGGCAGCCCUAUUCUUGAGAGGAAUUAAUCCAGUCCACUUUUCCUCAACCUCGUACUCUCUAGUUGUUUUGAACCAGUGUUUUUUUUUCCUGGUGGGACGCAGGGGUACGCAUACCCCUAAACAUUUUGUGAAUCUUUGUACUUUACUAUAUUCCUCCCACCCCCGAUUUGAACUAUAAAAUGGUGAUUUUCUUGAGUCAAAAUGAGAGUACCCCCUAAACAUUUUUUUUUUUUACAAAAAAAGCACUGUUUUGAACUAUAGUUCCCAUCAGCCCCAGCAUGUUUGGGGAAGGCUACUCUAGUCUUACGUUAUUUCUGUGAAAUUGACCAUCAUCAUUCUAUUAUUAAAUGCUGCCCAUCUGACUCUGUUGCUCCAGCCACUCUGGGCAGCUUCCAGCAAAAUAUUAAAACUCCAUAAAGCAUCAAACAUGAAAAACUUCCCUGUACAGGGCUGCCUUCAGAUGUCUUCUAAAAAUCAUAUGGUUGUUUGACACCAUAUAUGUGAGGCGUGCUCAUGUUGUAUAUGGCCCCACCGAAAGGCCCUAUAUUUUUCCGCAGUACUCUUUUCCUGCCUUUUCCCACCCACAUAAUCUCAUGUUGUGUUUACUUUGACAGAAGGAGGCAGUACCAGCAGCCUCAAAUCAACAGCCUAUAGUGGAGGAGGUGGAGUGGAGAAAAGGACAUACACCCACGGCAGCAGUUAUGUGACAGCCAGUAAGUGGUUCUCAGACUGAAGGGAAAGGGAAACAACAUAAACGAGGAACAUAAAAAAGGUGUGGGGAGAAAGGGCAGAAGCUUACAAUUCAAAAGCGACAAGUGCUAUGUGUAUGUGUGGGAGAAGCAUUCCUCCUCUGAGCUUUUCUGGAACUACAAGAGGAGGGAAAGAGUCCUUGCCCAGAGUUGCCCUUUAAAAUCUGGAAGCAGGAUCCUUUUUGUGGUAAAUGGUGGGAGUUUAUACAACUGGUGGUUCUUUCUUCUUCCAGGAAGUAUCACCACACAAUUAUAUUUCCUUGCAAUCUCCUGUGGUUCUCUGUCUUUUCUUGGCGCUUCUUCUUGGGCUCAGCACAUGGGGGUACAGAGGAAUCAAAUUAAAAAAGCUGCAAAUAAACAUUAGUUUAUUGUAUAAACUUAUUUGGUUUGCCUUAGAAUAGCCUUUCUGCAGAGAACAUGGAAGGCAUCCAUUUAGACAACCAAGGAACUACCCACCCGCUGCCCACUGGAGAACUCCAAACAGGCUGUGCUGCUUCCUUCUGAUGAGGCUGACAGCAUUGCCAUGUUUGAGGGGGCAUGGGCAAAGACACCUUCAGGGACCCUCACCCUGGCUACGCCCUUGUCUCCCAACAUGCCACCUGGGUUGCUUGUCCUGCCUUCUCCCCCAGUGCUCUGCCAAUCUUGUUGCUUUGCCACCUUCUCACCCACCUCCACCGCCCUGGUGACUGCUCUGCUUCUCCUUUCCAGCAGGAAGAAACCCCAUUUUCCUUACUAAAGAGGCUCCAGCAAUAGCCACCAUCUCCAUUUCCCAUGAGUUCCUCUUUUUCCUGCAGACACCCUGGGGAAAUGAAGGUGGCGGCUGUUGCUGGAGCCUCAGCAAGCUCUUCACUGCAGAGGGCACCCUGUGCCAUCAUUGCUGGCCGUCAUUUGAAAACCCCUGGAUUGUAGGGCCUUAGAGCCCCAAAGUCCAGCCCGAACAGAACCACUGGAAGGUAGCCUAGACAGGACAGACCUCACACAACUUCAUGGAACUUUAUAAAACCUUCCAGGUGUAAAGCUCCCCAUAGGCCACACACACCUCCUAGAAGGAGAAGUAACGCCCCUAGUUAAUUAACAUGGAACACAUUAGCGUGUUUUCUUGUAAUGGUCCUGAUUGAAAUGGCUUUUUGCAAUUUCCCUAGAUACUUUAGGAAUCCAUAUUGAAAGUAUGAUGCUCACAGCCACAUUAAAAGAGCCAGAGCAGUUUGAGUUAAUAAACUCUUGAUGUUUCUGUGUCUUAAGUCUGUGUGUUCCAAGUCAGUGUAAAAAUUGGAGAGCAGGGCAGAGGAGGGAAGCAAAGGCUUCCUCACAAAAGUUCAUUGUUCUUCAAACAGUUUAAUGGGGAAGCCACUGAAUGACACCAGAUUCAGAAGUACAAGCAAAUGUAUGAGAAUAGCCCUCUUUCUAGGAUUACAAAGGGUACAUUCUCUCUUCAUAAUUUGGAGCAUGGCAUUCACCCAGUAUUCACAUGACUGCAUCAUGUUAGAUCAUAGCUAUCCCUCUGCUUUUGGAGACCUCAGGAAAAUCCAAGGGCAGAAAUAUAUGCAGCAACCAGGACUUUUGACAAACCACAUUUUAACCACACUAUUCCAAGUAGGAUUUGGGUGGGGUUUGAUUUAGUUUGGGUGGGGUUUGAUUUAAAGGCAAACCUACCUAACUCACAGUUCCAGAAACAAUAUGCAAACCAAGACACUCUCACCCUUCAAAAUCCACACGUCAACAAACUUUGCAGUGUGUAGCAAACCACACAGAAUUUGUGUGAAACUGAAAUACUCCGUAAAGCCCCUAAGUGACUAUAUGAGACCCCAAAUGUCACUGACUUCUAAAGGCUAUGGCUUGUAUUCAACGUAACUGUAAGUAACCAUCCCAGCAGAAGGAUUUAUGCUUGUGCCAUGGGAUUCCCCCUCUCUCCUCACACACUCCCUGCACCACCACCCCAAAUUUGCUCUGGAGGGUUGCGGGAACCCCCCAGAAAAGAUUCAGGGUGUCUGUGGGAGGAGGAGCAGGGUACAGGCCUGUUGUGUGAGUGUAAACCCUUGAGCUGAUGGGGUUGUUACGUAGCGCUAUUUUGGAUGAAAGCCUGUUGCUGGCUGAAUGGAAGAUGGAGGGGGUUUAUGGCCAUGUGUACAAACCAGCCUGAUAUACAAAGGUUAAAUAUUUGCUGGUUCCACUUUUGUCUCUGUUUCCCCCCUUCCCAAAAGUUGCCCAAUAGCAAAUGUGACCCUCAAGCUGAAAAAGCUUCCUUUUCUAAGUAAUAAAUAUUAAAUUAAAGACUGGACUGUCAUUUCCAUCACAGUCUGGUCGAUUGUACAUACAUUUUAGGAGGUUUUGUUUCAUCUGUAGGUGGAAAUGCUAGAACGAAUACCUCCUCUUCCUCCUACAAGCAAGCCAUCACUCCUUCUUCUACUCUUACCAAAUCACCAGGCUCAACCUUUGAACGAAAAACCUAUUCCACUCGCCAUGCAGCAUAUGAAGGUAUCAUAGUCUCAAGGAAACUAAGGGGUGCACAGUUUAUGUUGGCUAAUCAUGCAACUAUCCUAGAAGCCUGCUUCAUUUGCACAAACUCUGGCUUACAGGGACCUCACAAAUGUGCUCAUUCCUUCAGAGAAGCUCGUACCUACUCUGAUCUUUCCUGGUCCUUCUAGCUGACCCAAAUCUUUUGCUUAACCACUGUCUGUAACCAUAUUACAAGCCUUGGCUACAAAUGGUGUUUGAGGAGGAGAGACCUUAACUACAAUUCCAUAUUCAAAUUACACGCUAAGCCAAACUUUCGGUUUAGCUGCAGUGCUGUGCUUAAAGGACCAGAGAGAAGCAAAGUGGGUGCAAGCCCCUCUCUGGGAUCCAGCACAAUUACGUGGUCUCGGGACACCAUGGUUUGGCUUACCGUGACAUGUGAACCUGGCCAGUAUAUACUUGCCCUUUACAGUGCUUCUGCUACUUUUGACCCUUUCAUUAUUCCAAUGAGUCACACCCCAUUGUCAUAUCAAUUCAUGAUCCUUUUAGCCUUUUUGGAGUAUAGCACUGUAAUCCAUUGUCUAACAUAACACUUUCAUCAGCAGUGAUAAUCCUCUCUCUGCACUUUGCCAAGAUCAUUUCCUGACUUCUCAUGCAGACUAAUCCAUAGAUCUUCUACGUAUGUCCUUGGGACACCUUUUAAUUCCAGAGAAAACUACAGGAUACUGUAUAGACCACGAUGUUGAUACGUUAUACUAUUGAAAUCCCCCUUUCCAUAUAACACAUGCAGUUAAAUUUUGAUAUGAAAUCUUCUUGUUUUUUCCCUGCAGGGAGCUCCAGCGCAAAUUCCUCUCCAGAGUUUCCAAGAAAAGAUUUUGGUACAUUUCUGUUAUUAAUACUAUGAAGGCCAAAUUGAGGACAGGUGCAUAGUAAAUGCCUUAUGGUCAGGGAGUUCAAAAUGUUGAAAAAUCCCUAUACUCUUGCACUAGAAUGAAUUAUGGAAAUGACUCAGAUUUGAGUAUAUUUCUUAGCUGUCAUGUUUCCAUCUGGUGCAGAGCUUUGCAUUUAGAAAGAAAUGGACUCUUUCUAAUAGUUCUGGCUUUAGUAGAUAAGAAGCUGAAAUGUGUGUGUCUAAUAUUUGGGGAUAAUAUGCAAGUGCCUGAUCUACAAAAGUAACGGGCAGCACAAGCAUACCCCUUUCCCACUCCAUCUCUGUUGUGCCAGAGUCCCAGGAAGCUGAAAGGAAGUCCAAGAGCCAGUUACCACUGUACUGCCAGUGCUUCCCAUUCCUGGCUGAACUACUGCAAUACAGAUUCAGAUCAGAUCAGGUCCUUGGAAGCUGGGUGGCAUCGGAGGGGAUAAAGAGUGAUAUAGGAUCUCAUUCCCCUGUCACUGGAAGCAUAAAUCAUUCUUCCAAUGUUUUCUAAGGAUGUGUACACAUACUAUACCUUUAAAACAGGUUAUUCAAAGAACCUUCUUUCCCCCAAAGUAUUCUGGAUUUUCGUCAACCUUCUCAUCUUCAUCACAGUUUUUCAAAAUAAAAUUCAAACAAUUGCAUUUUCCUUGGUUUUCACAGGUUCCUCUGCUACCAGGGGGCGAAGCCAAACUCGUGGUAAGAUAUAAUAUACUGUACACUUUGCAGAGAUCCAAAGAGUUAAUUUAGACAUGCCCAAGAGUGUGUGGGCAUGCUAAGUGGUUUUUUGUUUGUUUGUUUUGAAAGCUUUUUUCUUUAAGGCCAAGUCACACAAGUUUUUAAAAAAGUGGUUUGCUAUGAUGAGGCAUGGCAGGUUGCUACUGUGGAAAGCAACACUUUGAAAUGUCAGCACAUAUUAUGUAAAAGGAAAAUUGGGCUGGUGGGAGGUCUAGGAAUGUAAGCAGAGUGCAGUUUUAUAAAACUUGCUGUCACCAUUGCAUUAUAAUAAUAAACUCAUAAAAAUGAUUAGACAAGCCAUGGUGUAGGAGAAAUUAGUAUUCUAUUCCUAUCAAACUUUGCUGCAUGUGGUCUAAAUACUGACAGAACAUACCAAAUGCCAAGCUAACAACCAGCAGCAAUGAACCUUCUUCAUGCCAAAGGUGUGUACAGGGUAUCCAGUUACCAUUACCUCUCCCUUCACAAUAAGCCUCUUCUUUCAUUUUGUCUUGUACAGAGAGUGAAAUUCGAGUGAGGCUGCAGAGUGCUUCUCCAUCAACCAGGUGUAAGUGCUUGAGCUAUUUUUUGUGGACUUGAACAAAGGGUAGCUGAAUCUCCUUGAUUAAUAAUCCAGUAGUUGUAGUGAUGAACUCUUCCUCUGACCAUUCGGUAGCCCUUUUUUCCAUGAUGCCAUCUGAUAUUUUCCUAAUAUCUGUUAGCCGGAAACUGUAUAGGGGAUGACAAAAAUACACGAGGAGCAAGGAUCACUUUAAUCCAAUGAAGAAAUUACUUGUGGCCUCAAGGGAAGAGGAGUCCUUGAUGUUGAGGUGGAACAGCCAGAACAGAGACAAGGGUUGCAUACACACUAUAUCUUUGAAGCACGUUUGAAACACAUUCUCCCCACCCGCCCUGAAUUCUAGACACUGUGGUUUGUUAAUGGUUGCUGGGAAUUGUAGCUCUAUGAGGGGUAAACAACAGUGUCCAGAAGUCUUUGAGGGAAAGAAUAUGCUUCAAAGGUAUAGUGUGUGUGUGUAGCUUUGGCCUACACCAUUCAGCUCUAUUCAUCUUCAGAUGCAUCUGUCAUUUUUAAGACCCAAACAUAUAAAGCAUACAAUUUUCUACCAUCAUCAUGCUUUUAAUUUUCUACCUACAUUGUCAAGUUUUGAGCUUAAGUCUCCAAUAUCUCUCUUCUCUUUUAGGGACAGAAUUGGACGAUGUCAAACGACUACUUCGGGGAAGUCGGUCAGCUAGUGCUAGCCCAACUCGGUCCCCAUCAAGCACACUCCCAAUACCUAAAAAAGCUGUUGUGGAAACCAAAAUGGUGACAGAGAGCAGCCAAUCAGGUAUCUCAUUGCUGGACCCCAGGAAUUCCAGUAUAUUUCUAAUCUAUCAAAUCACAGAAUAAGGUGGAGAGGGUGGCAGAGGCUGCAAAUGUAUGUCUUCUUUUCAGGCCAACAGUGCAAGGAUCACAGGAUUGUUCAAAGGUGCAUGCUUUUUCCUAAUAUCCAAAAAGUGGAGUGAAGUAUAACGGCUUCAGUCCUUAAUCUCUUGGCAAUAAUUGAGUGGCACCAUUGCAAGACUCUUUUUUUAGUUUCAUCAAAAGUAGUUUCACACUAGGUAUGGGGAACCUAUGGCCCUCCAGGUGUUGCUGGACUCCAGUUCCCAUCAGCCCCAGCCACCAUGGCCAAUGAUCACAGGUGAUAGGAGCUGUAGUUCAUAGGUUCCCCACCCCUGUUCUAGACUAAAUACCAGCUCAGAGGUGUUAGUUAAAACCUAGAAGGUCAGGACUCAGGAGUGACUCCUGACAAAUAGGCAGCAACUGCAGGAAGCAAAUAUGCUCAAUGUGAGGAGGGCAAGGAAAGAAUUUGAAUCGAUGAAGGGAUGUCUGCUGAUGUCCAAUUCCAUGGCCACUGAAAACUGUGCUAGGGAUCACCAUCGGUUUAUGAUGUUUUAGAAUAGGGAUGAGAAACCUGUAUCCCUCCAGAUGUUGCUGGGCUUCCAUUAUCCUUGACUAUUGGCCAUGCUGGCUGGGGCUGUAGUUGCAGUCCAACAACAUCUGGAGAGCCACAGGUUAGCCAUGCCUGCUUUAAAACCAAUUUGAAGCACAUAUUCAUGCUUUUCUCUAUAACUCUGAAGACUAUAUAAACUUGUUUUUUUAAAAAAGGAAACACCAAAAACAGAUUAGACCAAGUUUCAUAUUUUAUGUCGCUGUUUAGGUGAGAGGAACAGAAAAAGAAAUCACAUUGCCUUAGGAUCAUGCAUUGUAUAUAAAGAAAUAUGGUUUUUAAUGUUGCUUGUUGAUUUUUCUUCCAGUGUCAGGGACAUACGACACGACCAUCUUGAAUGCGGCACUCCCACCAUACAUGUGGUCCUCCACCCUGCCUGCAGGGUCGUCUCUCGGUGGCUACCACAACAACAUGACUCAAAGCUCCUCUUUGAUGAACACGGCAGCACAUUCUACUGGAUCAGGUACAUGUUCACAGCAUUGGCCAUAGCAAUUCUGCAGACAAGCUCCGAGAUAACCUUUUCUGAAAAUCAUGAGGUGGCCAGUUGUGGUUACUCAAUACCAGAAGUCUUAAAGACCAUGAAGGAAGCAUGCAGUGUGUAUAUUCUGCACCAUCAUUGCUUUCCUACAUUUUCAUUGCCAUUCCUCAGUUGGUUUCAGAACUUGCCUUCACCGUACGGGUAUAAGUGAUAACCAUAUUGGAAGUUGGGAAGGAAUUGCUCCUUCUGGCCAAAUUGCCUAAGUGACUAUUGGAAUUUGAGGACAAUAUAUCGGAUCAGGGUGGGAUGUGUGACCUCUACUGAACACAUUCGUUUCAGACAUAUAUAUUAUUCAAUAGAAGGUUAAAUUUAGUAAAUCAAAUUUAGAUCGCUCUAAAGUACAACCGAGUACCAGUAAAAGAAGAGUUGUGAAGCAACCAACUAAACAACAGCUUGCAAGAUUAGGGUAGACAUCUGCAAAGGGCGAAGCGCAGUGGUUUUAGGCUAGGGAUGGGAAACUUAUGGCCCUCCAGAUGUUGUUGGACUCCAGCUCCCAUAAGCCCCAGCCAAUAUGGUCAAUGUUCACUGAUGGCAGGAGCUGUCCAGAUACAACAUCUGGAGGGUCACAGUAUACCCCUCUGCCAUGUUUUAGAGACUUCUUUCAGUGUGUGGACUUCAAAUGGAAAAGUUUAAAGUUUACUGAUCAUUCUGCUACAGGACAAGUGAUUUGUGUCACGUCCCAGAUGUGUUGGAAUCUUUCUGACCUUGCCUACAUAGUCAACAGUCUCUUCCUCUUUUCCCUACCUUCCCCCACAGUGUUUGGCGUCCCAAACAACUUGGCUCCCAGUUCCCCAGCUCUGCAUGCUGGUCUCAGCAGUUCUUCCACAGGUGCGUUUUCUCCCUCCCUCCUUGAUCCCACCUGUCAAGAUGCGUGGCCAUCGGGAGAGGGAUAUGCAAAGGGUUUGGUCUCCAGUUCUUCAUGCCAGUGGCAUCAGCGCACCUGGACUAGUUUGUGGGAUUCAUUUAAAGCUCCUGCUCUGUAAACAGAAAUGCCUGUUAGAGCGAUGCCUUAGAACUCCUGCAGCAGAGGAUUAAAAAAAAGUAUUUAUUGAAGAUAAUCAAAAAUACAUAAAAUAAAUACAAGUGAAAUGAGCAACACAAAUGUUGCAGUGUGUCCCUGAGCCUGGGUGCCAGUCAGAGGGAUGUCCUUACCUGUAACCCAAGCCAGAAGGUCUUCAGGUCCUUGCAUAGCAAUUCCUUGCUUUGCAGGUCUCUCAGAACCUAGAAAUCAGCAAGGAAGAUUUCCACGCCCUUCCUCUAAACUUUGAAUUGUAAAGAGAACUUUUAAGCUGUUUCCCAAAGUUAAAACUUUAUUCCUGCAUAAUAUGUUACAGAGAUUUGUGCACUUCUGAGAGGACAAUUAGAAAUGAAUAUGAAACAUGACAGACUAGCUCAGUUUAUUAGGUGCAGUGUAGGGGAAGUCUUCAAUUUUUGGGCAUGGUUAAUUUCAGACCAUUCUUACCUGUGGUGAGUCACUAUGGCUGUUUACUAUUAAAAAAAAAAAAAGCAAACUUGCACCUCACCCCAAUAUAUUUUUAUUUGCAGUAUUUGGUGUUCAGAACAACCUGGCUCCAAGCACACUUGGUGUUGCCAAUACUGCAACCACAACUGCAGGUAAGGUCAUAGAACGUUAUGAAAAUACCUAGCUUAUGAGCCAUUUGGGUGACAUACAUGUACUUGAGAAAUUCAGCUCCUCAUGGAAUAUUUUUAAAACCUUAUUUCUGUACAUUUAAAUGAAAAUUUAAAUGAUGUUGUGCAUAUUCACUAACUUCAGUUGUGACUAGAUGCUCCGAGCGAGGCACUGGGCUAUAAACCUGGCCCCAGCAUUUGGCAACGUGAAAUAAACACCUCAGGCGGUAGAUUACUAUAGGCAGCAGUGACAGCUCCUUGAUUGUUCUUCCUGAUACCCGCCUCCGCUCUGUCACGCAACGGUAAAUUAAUCAACGCAGAGUCUUUUUCAUAAACAGAAUAAAACUUUAUUGAAGAAAAUAAACUUGUUCAGAAACAGCAUAGUUAAAGAGCAUACACAGAGUGCUCAUAGCAGCUAUCUUAGUCUUCAGAGAGGCACAGAUCUUAGUUAUGGAUUAACUGGAGCCCUGGAGCCACUCUGGCUGCAACAACACACUCACAUACUGAGCUGAGACUGACUCAGAAGACAGACUGAGGCCCAGAGAGAUGGCUGGCUACAUUUUUAGGGAACCCAAAAUGAGUCACGAGUCACAGUGACAUGGCAGUUUACUGCUAACAGUUACAGUUAGCAGGCUUGAAAUGAUUGUGUAGUCUUCGUAGGCCGUGCCUAGGCCUUGCCUGCUUCUGCUCUCAAGAACCUUUGUCUCAUGACACACUCCACUUUGUUGGAGGACAGAGCUGUGUAUGCCACACAGCCUGAUGCUUCAGAUGCAGUGAAAGAAGUUGUCCCAUUUCUACUGUGGAAGCAAGAUUCAGCUGCCCCUCUGGCUGGCUUCUGUACAUGGAGUAGAGAAGGGGUGCUUUCUGGUCCUUCAUCUCACACAGCAAAAUGCUGUAGGCUGGCCCUGGCCAUAGACAGUGAUGGAACACAUGCUGUGGAUACAGAAGGCCACAGCAUCUCUAGGUAGGACUUUCCUGCCCGAAGCCCCAGAGAACAACUACUAGUCUGUGCAGAAGACAAUACCAGGCUAGAGGGACUAAGAGUCUGACUGAGUGUCAGCAACUCCUUAAUGCACCAGAUAUUGAUGAAACAAUUACUUAUACCCAUAUGCUAAUCACAGUGCAACAUAUACACAUACUUGGGAGUACAUAUGUAUAGGGUUCCACUGCCAAGCACUAUUUUUUCAUUAGGGGUUUGUGAGAGUAGGGCAUGCUAAAACCAGGGACCAAGCAGGUUACUUGGGAACCAUGCUUAAACCCAUGCUGAGUACCAUGAGUCCGAACAGCCAAACAGGAUUGGUAGAGAUGGGACAGCAGACACUGUACCUAAGUACUGCCAAGUUUUCACAAUAAUACUCACCUGCCUUACAGGGCUGUUAUAAGGGUUGUUUGGAUAAUUGCAUUGAAACGCUUUGAACUUUAAUAAAAGGAAAUAAAAUAUUAUUUAUUAGUAACUUGCAACUCUCUGCAGAGACAUACCUUUUCCUCUGCUUAUUACUCAAUAAAUAAAUAAUUAAAUGGUGGGGUGGGGAAGCAGAUAUCUAGAUCUCUUUCUUUGGCUUCUACAAACUGUGAACUGAAGUUUUCUCUUCUCCUCCUUUAUUAGCAACAGCAUAUGGAGCAAAGAAGAAUACAACCCAGAGCUAUGGCGUGACUAGCACUGGUGUGUCCACCUCAUCUACAACUGGUGAGUCUUCGUUUUCAUUUUGCAUUAUAUGGAAAACCAGUCUCUAUAUAACUGAUGGAAUGGUACCUUUUCUGCAAUCCAUAGUAUACACAUGUCUGCCAUGGAAUGGGGAGGUGGGGUUGUGUCACUAGUGAUAUCAUAGGCACUACUGAGGACAUGCUAGUGGCAAUUUUUUCAUGUAUAGAAAUGUUUUCUGGAUGCAGGGGAUUAGAAGGGACUCGGGCCUCAUACAGACUGACCACCCCCCGCAAACACACAACAAUAUAAAAAUACAUUAUAUUAGGGGAAAUUCCUUGCAAAAAUCGCAUAUCAAAAAAAGCCUAUUAGGAUAAAUAUGCACUAAAAUGCUGACAUUUUUUUUAAAAAAAUAAGAAUUGCAAACUGAUGUAGAAAUGUUGGGAACUAAACUGAACUCCAGAUAUCACAGGACUGAAAUUCCCAUCAGCCCCUACCAAUGUGUGUUGUUAUCCAGAUUGUCCACUAGAUGCAGCUGCUGCAUUUUGAAAAUAAGAAUAAAGGCCUAGUGCACUAAAGCACUUGGAGAACAGAUUAAUCUUCUCCCUAGUGCCUGUUUUGCAGCCAUUUUUCUCAAAGGGGAGCUGACUUGGAUUUACAUCAUGAAGUCUAAUUGCAAAACUGAUAUCAUUGUCCCUAAUUUAAAAUUUAUGCCAGACGGUCUUCACAGAAACAUUUCUUCAUAGUUUUGUUGGAUAAAUCAAAGGCAGCAGUUGCUUGCAUGACAAUUCCAUGAACCCAUUAUCACUAAAAAAGAACAUAUUUUAAUCAAGACAGCAGCAAACCCUGCUGUCACCCAUAUGGGAUUUAUUCCCUGUUCUCACCCAUAUAGACUUUUUCCACCCUGUGCUUUUGCUGAUGUUGGUGCUUUUGGUGCCUUUGCUAGCAUUGCCAAGGGUGUCAAAGCACAUAAUGCAAUAAGACAUUUACAAGUCUAGAUACUGAAAUUGACAUUAUACAGUCCAAAUACUGAAAAUGACAUUUUGAUAGUCCAAAUAUUUAAAUUUACAUUUGAGCCUACAGCAGAAAGGGCCAAAAGACCCUAGCAGAAAUAUACUUUGGAUACAUCCUUUUUGGACAGGAUGUUUACCUUUUUUUCUUUCUAGCAUGUUCCAGUGCCUUUAACAACUAUGGCAGGAAUUCAAUAGCUGGAGCUUUCCCCUGUUAUAUAUGUACUGAAAGUGUUAGCAAAAAUGUCUUUCUACCCAGCAUAAAUUCGUAACCCAAUUUGCAUUUUGUCUGAAUCCAACAUUUGUGGAAUUUUAAAUAACUGUCUGAAAAUGGGCAAAGCAGUCCUCUACUGCAGUUACACUGGGGCCAGGGAUAAGCUGCCGCUACACCGGCAGAACAACUGCCCUAUCCAACACGUGCUCAGUCCAGUAUAGAAAGAGAAAGCACUUGGGAAUAAAAAAUGUAAAUGCCUCAGAAAUGCAUCCUUGGCAACGCCAGCAUUGCCCACCAAUCCCAGGGCAUGGCAGAUGCUGUGCACUCACACCAGCCAGAGAACAGAGGGAGGCAUUCCAUGCCAGCUGAUCUGAGGGCAUGGCCAUAGUGCAGUGAUGCCACAGUGCCUCCAGCACAUGAGUUCAGCAGCACAAGAAGCAGCACACUGCUCCCAAGAGAACUUGGGUUCCCCUGCAAGAUGGGAUCUAUGCAUAUGUACAGCCUCAGAACUUGAUCAGUGGCCUCCUGGCAAUCACUUGACCAACCUUUUGCCUGUGGAGCAGGAGUUCUUCUCCUGGCAUUUAUGCCACUUAGCAUGGCCUGCCACCAAACUCUGUAGUCUGGCAGCCGACAGAUCUUCACUAAAAAAUUGCCCCUAAAUAUGGAAAUCCAAAUGUUCAGGUCCCCAAAAUAUAUGAUGAGGCUGGAACAGGGAAAUGGCAGAUUCCUGCCAACAGCUUGGAUAUUCAUAGAGCUAUUGUGCAAUAGUUGCAGGCUUUCAUUUACUUUUACCUUUUUCAAUGCCAUCCAGCUGCCACUACCACAGGCUCUCAGAAUGAUGACAUCCUGCGCAAGGACUGCAAGUUCCUGCUCCUAGAGAAAGAGAACGUGGCUCCCAAGAAAGAUGUGGAGCUGCUGAUCAUGACCAAGGACAGUGGAAAAGUUUUCAGUGCUUCUGGCACUGGGCUCAGUGGAGGUUUGUUUCCUGCCUCGUUCUCAUGUGUCACACCCAUUGGCGACUUUAGACUUAACUCAGACAUUACUUUGGUGGGGUAGAAGCUGCCUUCCUAUGGUCUAGUUUUAUACUACUCUAGUAAGGUCUAAAUGGGGAGACAGCAUAAUUCCUUCCCAUGCAAAUGUUAACUGACUCCCAGCUCCCAUGCUGUUUGUUUGUUUAUCAAGAAUCAUACACCACUGAAUAUUCAAAAACUAUAAGUAGUUUAUGUAAAACUCUUGUGGUAACAUAUGAACUGGUCCUACGAUGCAUGUAUGCAAGGUAUUUUUCAGGGGUUGGUUGUGCUACAUCUCAUUAGGUACCCAGUGACCAGCAUGUGGUGGCUCUUAGCCCAGCCGUCUGUGCUGCCAUUGAGAGCAUCUGUGGGAGCAGUGCAAGUUGCAUCUGCCAAAAGGUUCUCCCAGUCACUUCUGGUUUGCUUCUAAAGCCCCUGAUCUGAAGUGUGGAGAGCUCAUUUCCAGUCCCUGUGUAUUCACACAAUCAGUCGCUAUGUGGUUAUCCUGGGAGUAGUGGAGACAUAUUUUUGGUGGACAAUGUAAUCACCCCAUAAUAACUAAGUCAACAUGAAUGAGGAAGAAGAUUGUUCCAAAUGUACUGUCAGUUCAGACAUACCAGGUGUGAUACCUACUUUGAGAUACUUCUAAAUGUGUUUUGUUUGGGCUGUUUACAGGCUGUUAUUCAGAAGACACCCUAAAGAAAGACAAGCAGGCUUUCUCUUCCUCUUAUGCUGGAGAUUCCUAUCUGAAAUCAGAAACAAAUGGUAAACCUCUGAUUCUCUGCCUUGAAGUGGGAAUAAUAUUUUUCCAACAUAGCUAUAGAAAUAAAUGUGUGCGCUUGUAUACACUAACAUACAUGAAAAUUGUGUAGGUGGCUAUUGUACCAUGGAAUCACGUGUUGAGAACGGGAUGUAAUUUGUGGCUUCCUAGCACCUAUACAUGAUAAAACAAUGUUUUCCCCUCUAUACACAUGUGCUAGAAAGUGCCAUGUGCAGGAAAUAAUUGAGGUGUUGCUAUAGUCAUUCUGGAGGUGAAAAAAGUGCUUUAGGGUGAGUCGGGUUUUGGGAGGGGAAACAUUUUCUUUAAAGGUAUCUUUCUUGUGGUUGUGCAUGGGUGUUUGCAACUGUUGCUUUCUCUUUUUGCAUAUGCUUCUGCACCAUUAUUUUUAGGGUUUCUUAUCCUUUUUCAUUUUUAAAAAAUUCCUAUGUGGGUUGCAGAAACCUGUCUAAUACUUACCACCCUUAACGAUGAAAAUUGCAUAAUUGUGGCCCUAUUAUCUGAUCAGUGAAGCCACACUGCAACUGUUUUUCUCAUGAUCCUUGUUUGGAUUGGCAGCUGUCGCCCUGGGUUGAAUUUCAUUUAGAAAUAGUGUGGCUGCAUGUAGGAAGACAAUUUAGCAUUUGUUCUUGUUUUUCUAAUAGGAGGACUAAGAUCUAUUUCAACAAAGGACAAAGCUACUUAUGCAGGUGAGUGAGUGUGCCUUAGAAGGGAAGCAACGUUUUAUAGUGAUUAUAGCUUUAAAAUGUCACUAGGUAAAAUGCAGCCCCGCUAACAGCUGAUCUGCAGAGGCACAACAGAGCUACAACCCAAGCUCAAAUGUUCCUUAAUAUGCCAACUAAAGUCAAUGACACUCCAAUAGAAAUGUUCCAGUCUACUGGGGAUUGCAACUUGCAAUCACGACCCACCCGGGAGUUCUCCUGUCUAUGGCUCACAAGCGAACAGAAGCUGCACAAGAGCUCACUUAGUGUUUUCAUGUACUUUUACUGAGUCCAGAAUAUCAAUCCCAGAUGUCUCCCUUACUUCAGUUGCUAGAGAGUUUCCCCAGAGGAAGUGUAACGCUAUUUGAAAUCUUUUGUCAAGCUUUAAAAUCUUUCUUAGUCCCAUUGAUUUCGGCAGAGACUUAAACUGGGGACUGCUGGUUCAUUGCUUGUGAUUUUAAUCACUUCAUGACACAAACCCUCACCAAGUUUGGGAUGUUACAUUUAAAGAAAGAUAAAUAUAAUGGCUGUGUUCAGACAUCAUGAUGAACCAUAACUGAUCCAUGGUGGGAAUGAGCAGUAACCUCACACUACUUGGUGUGCCCUUUCCCUUUCAUAGCCACAAGGAGAAGUUUGGAAGCAUUUGCUUCCAUUUUAAAAAAUAACUACAGUGUGACACAUUGUUCAAGCCCCAAAAACUAUGGUUAAUCCUAACUAUGGCUUGUUUGAAAGAAGCCAUCUUCACACUACUGCAGUUUUGAAGCUGGCUUGUUUCAGAAACCCAAAGUUAAGUUUAGGUGGUAGCUAAAUGUGAUUAAUUAAAGCUGUACUAGGGGAGAAAGGAAUAGUGGGGAGUUCAUGAACCAAAGGGAGGGGGCUCAGCUCAUCCCAGUCAUUAUAUCAACCAUGGUUUGUCAUGAUUCCCAAAUGAAGCCAUUAUGGAGAGAACUUUAAAGAAUAUAUACAUAGUGUUGGAAAGUGCUAUGCAAUUUCUAUGUGAUGAAGGCUAGUUUAUAAAUUUGGUUAAUAAUCAUUAAAUGGAAGACAGUAAGUAAAAGAAUCUUGACAAACAUUUGUGUGGGACACCUUGGAACGUUUUCCUGCCUACACCUUUGUGGAGCCACACUCUCUUGUCUAACCUGCUUUUACUGUUAUGUCUCUGCUCACUAUAGAAAUCCGAGGUGAUGAUGGAUGUGGUGGAGCAGGAGCUGCUCCAGCCUGGUGCCCCUGUGCCUCCUGUUGCAGCUGGUGGAAGUGGCUCUUAGGCUUGCUGCUAGCCUGGCUGCUUCUCCUUGGUCUACUCUUUGGGCUUAUUGCUCUGGGUAAGUUAUUACAAGUGAACAGGAGAAGUGAUGGGUUGCAGCUAAGGAAGGGGAUGGCUUAGUAACAACACAAGAGGAGACCAACGGGAUCAGGCUAAAGGCCAAUCUAAUCCAGCAUCCUGUAGUCACAGUGGCCAACCAGGUGCCUAUGGGAAGUCUGCAAGAAGCCCACAAGUAGUACUCUGUACCAGUUACUACUGAGCAAUCAAAACAAACAUGGGGAGGAAAGUUCAGCCAUUGAUUAUGAUGAGAGCAUGGUCUUAAAUUAUUUAGGACUGGGUUGAAGGGAUCUAGUUCUCUGUGAAGAACUUGGGAAGCCCAAGUACCAUUCUGUUUUUCUCCCCAUGAGCAAUGCAGGAAGGACGCCUUCACUGAAAAGGAACAAUUCAACUUAAUUACAUAUUUUGACUUUGGUUAGAGAACUGACCAAUCUGAGUUGAUUGGCCAGUCAUAUGAUGAUACAGAAUUUCCUAGGUAAAAUGCUCUGGGUAUGUAUAACUAACAUGGGGCUUGAACCCACAUCCCUGAGAUUAAGAGUCUCAUGCUCUACCAGCUGAUAUAUAUAUCACACAUACAUCCUCCUCUGAGAAUCCACUGUUCACUCCUUUGGAAGAAGUCUCUAUCAGAAUUGUUAAAUUUCCCACAAUUCAAGAAGGUUUUCUGUUGCAUUCUCCCUACCCCUAGGCAUUUUAUAUUCAGUAAAUUCCCCACAUUCAUAACUAUUUGUGAUUAUUAUGGAGCGGUCACACAAAACCUCACUUUCAAUACUGUUUGUAUCUGCAAAAACAUGGGGGCAGUCACAUUGCUUCACUUCCAGUCAGUGCAUAUCUCAAAUUUCCUGGUGAAACCCUAUAACUUUUUCUAUCACAAAUGGUCUGGGUUUGUUGUUUUUGGUCUGUUUUUGUUGUUCUAUAGUUCCUCUGGAUAGUGCUAAUAUAGUAGCGUUGGGGACACUUCACAGUGCAAGUAAAAGCAGAAUAAAUCCACCAGUAAUGUACCAUUUUUGAAUAAAGAACAUGUUGAAGAACACACCUGCGAUAAAACAGCAGUCUGGAGGAACCCUAAGUUUCAUCUCAGUUCUGGAAAAGCGGAAUGGAGGCACAGAGCGGGGACUAAAGUUGUAUUCACACAUGCAAAUAGUAAAACCAAUGGUCAUUUAAUUAUUUGUUUUAACCUAUCUUUCAGCGGAAGAAGUGAAGAAGCUGAGAUCCCGGGUGGAGAUCCUUGAAUCCCAAGCCAGCCGCUGGCAGGUUCAACCCAACACAGUUGAAAAUGUACAUGCUGUACAUUCUGAGAGAUAUAAAGCAGUACAGGGUGAUAUUAGUGACGAUCAGUUGUGGUUUUUAAUGAAGAAGAGGCUGGAUGUGGAACGAAGCAAAGGUGAGGAGCCCACAAAAUUCCACAAGGAUAGAAAAAGAAGCAAUGUAUUUGCCAGAAAAUGUGUAGUGUUCUUUAGCUACACUCCUAAAUUUCCUAUAACGCAAUUAAACUGGAGGGAAAGAAUGGAGCAUAAUUGAAUUAUGUGGACUUUGAGGUCAGUCCAAACCAAUCUGUAUAUUUGUAUAAAGCAAAAGACAAAACUAAACUCAAAUUAAAGACUAACACUUUUUUCUGGUCUAAGUUUUAAUGAAUGAAGUGUAAUUCUGGAGGUUAUCUGGAAUAAUGCCAUACCCAGAUGUCCAGAGGGUGGAGCAUUCAUUCCUUUCCUCCAGUACUGAGGAUCCUUAUAUUUGAGAAAGCUGCUGUAUCAAGCGAAAUGAUGCUGGGAAAAUUAGGAGCAAAUUCGUCUGCCAUUGGCACACCUCCAGGAUGCCAUGUUUACUCCCUGGCUUUAAACAUUCUAAGAGAUUUCAAACUGGAUGACACUAUGCAGCCUAAUUUUGUGAUAAUGGGCAAGUAGUCUAAAGAAGAUCCAUAGCCAACUGAAAGGGUUCCAGGACAAAAUGCAUCUGGUUUCCAAACUGCACAUACAUUCCACUUAAUUGCACUGCCUUUCUGUUGUUAUAUUAAGCCAGAAGUAGUUUUGGGUCAUUUGCACAACAGAAAUAUGACUACCAUUUUGUUUCCUUUGCAGGUUAUUUCCAAGGAGAACCAGGACAGAAAGGUACCCGUGUGCUGCAUCUCUGUUUUGAUAUGUAUUAGGGAUCUCUCUUCGUUUCAGCAAUGCAUGUCAUAGAAAUGAACAAGUGUUUAGGAUGGGUUUCGUCUCCCCCGAUAAUUAUGAUUCUCAACCCAGAAUGGCGUUCUAUGAGAAAGUUGAAGUACUACCUUUCUUGUGAUUCUCCAUGGGAAGCCAUGCUAGAUAAACCACUUUCAAACCAGUUUCAAACUGGUUUAAAUGGCUUGCAUACAACACUACGUAAGCAAUGUUCUACUAGUGCAAUGGGACGUCCCCUUCCCUUCCUCUCCCUGUGCUCCGCACAAAAUCUGCUCCAGAGAAUCCCCCGACCUCGAGCAGAUUUUGAGGGUGCUCAUUUUUAAGGGGCUGCAGGGGAGAGGGGAGGGGGGGGGAGUUUUGUUGCGCUAGGGGAAGUCUGCUGCAUGAGAUGAAUGGCAGCAUUAGACACAAGCCAAUUUGUUUAAAAUUUAGAGAAUUCACAGGAAAAAAUUAUUCCAAAGAAAUACAGAGAAAGGUGUAAGGAGUAAACUGGUUCAGCUGAGCUGAAGAGCUGAUUGACCUAGAGAUGGCCUUGACACUGUCUUUUAUGAUCUCCCAGAACUACCCCAAUGUGUGACUGUAAUUAGAGAGAGGUUGAUAAAAUGAGCAAAGCCUUAUUUUGAUCCCACAACUAAUGCAUUUCUGUCCCUUUUGUUCUGUCUUAGGCGAUAUGGGCACCCCAGGUGAGUUUACGAUUCUCAGUUCCUGUGUGCUAUGACAACUUAUUUGGAGUAACUUUUCUUUGUGUGUGAGCAUGUGUGUGCAAUGGAGCUUCCAUGACCACUAGGAAUCAGGACAAUAAACCUGUACGGGUGCUCUAAUUAUGCCAUCAUUAUGUGAAAUGGGGGCGGGAAUCAAUAGUCUAAGUGCUGAAUUGUUUAGCGUCUGAUAUCAAGCAACAAUCGUUGUUAAGGAAGAGAUUAGCAUUGGGCACACAUGCCUAACAAUUGUGGUACUAGCUGAGAUGUAAAGAGUUCAGAAAUUCUUAUAUUAUUGGAGUGCUAGUUAUAUAUAAGUGCACUGAAAAAGAGAAGAGAAAUUUGGAUUUUGCAGGUAGGGUGCUUAAAAUUAGUGGGGAGGAGAAUAUGAGCUGUUACCACAGAACACCUUGUUCAUUUUCUCUGCUUCCCACUGUGAUCAGUUGCUGCACCCGUAUUAUGCAACUUGAUCUGUUUUGUCAAGUCUGAACAUCACAAGCACAAUGAGAGGUACCUUCAAGUUGACUUGCAGCAAUUUGCAGUAAGGCACUUAGAUUGCCUUUGUAUUAGAUGAUACUCAUUGGAAGACGAGAUGGAAAAAAAGAGCAAUUACUGACAGAUUCCUUCACUAAGGACAGAUUGGUCUCUGCAGGGGAGUAGGCAGAACUGUAGAACUCAAAUACUGAAAAUUUAAUAUAUGAUACUAGACUUCAUUUUAAAUCAAAUCUGGGAGUGGUUUGCCAUAGUAGAACUCAGUGUUUGAUCCCCACAUUCUUAUUUUUUUAAACUUGCCCUUAAACUGAUGCUGUUUCAGACCAACUCUUCUGGUUAUUGCCACAGUUCAUUGAAAAUGUUAAAUUUGAAGCAACAAUCAAAACUUGAAUUCAGAUAUUAAUGCUGAUUUCAUUUCAGCUUCUCUACAUUUCCCUGCAUGUCACAAAGUAGCAGUGCAUAGCUCUUUUUAAUAUCAUUUGUUUCGUUUUCUAAAAAGAAAAAUAAUGUCGUUUUAACAGGUAUUCCUGGCAUCCCUGGGCGUGAAGGGCCAAAAGGACAGAAAGGCAGCAUGGGUAAGCAGAUCAAAGAAUAAUGAGCAAUUUGAGUCAGAGUGCAAGCCAGAAUGCAGGGCCAGAAACGCUAGAUCUCAGGUAGACCUUGUUGCUCAAGCAAAGCUUCAACUGUGACAGGAAGCCCUCUUAUACAUCCAGCCCAGGAGGAGCCAAUGGCCAAGUCAGUCUGGAAGGUUCUUUCCCGAGAAGUCAGUGACACUGCUUGCCUUAUUAGGUAGCAUCCAGCAGUUCCUGAUAUUUUCCUGAGAAGCUGCAGAGAAAUGGCUCAGCGGGAAGCAGCUACUGACACAGGGGAAUUUUUUAGCUCAACUGAGUAGAAUGUGGCAUAUGUUGGGACCUGGAUUCUAAGGUACUGGUUCUCCUCAGGUGAAACCGGCAUGGAGGGUCCCAUGGGACAAAGAGGGCGAGAGGGACCUCCUGGACCUCGUGGAGAGCCUGGUGCCCCUGGAUUUGGACAGAAAGGUGACAGAGGUAAAGAAUACUUUUGUGUCUUGCUUUCCCACCUACCAUUGUUGAUCACUUCAAUGAAUAUUACAAAAUUAUUGUGGGAAGGGAGGCCCUCAUAAUAGAUGUUUUUCUUAUGACAGUGGCUUUCAAACUUCUGCUUUCAAGCUACACUUGCUACUUCAGCUUGUCUACCAAAGAAUGUCUGACAGGAAAUCCUGUGUAUUGCAAAGGAUGUGAUACUUGGCAAUGACUAGGACUUUUGGAGCUCUGUUGCCCCACACCAACCCCAAAACACACUUGACACCCCUGUGUCUACUAUAUAUUGCUGGGGAAGUUCUGUAGUAAUGGUCAAGUUGCCUUUCAGGAGAACUUACCCAGAUAAAAUUCCUAGGAAUCUCAUGGUUUGAAAAACACUGCCUUAAUAUUGUGCAUGGGUAUGACAAUAACUGUGUCAUAAGCUAUGCUUGGAUAGUUUCAACAGUUGCAUAAAAUGGCAGCAAUACUGUUGUGGAAAAGGCAGUAACAGUCUGGUAUUUUUCCGAAUGACAUAAAUGUAAGAAAGGUUGGGCUGAGAGAUGAGUUUGUUUCCCAGUAAUGUACUGUCUAUUGUACUUUAAUUACUCAUUAAUCAGCGAUACAAACAGGGCUGGGGACCACAACUGCAUGCCCCUCAGAUGCCAAGUAAAUGGGGCUACCAGCCCUUAGUCAUUCAUAUGAGUAAUGGGAUACAAUGAAACUACAAUGGGAGUUUGUUUUGUGGCAGGGAAAACAAUACCUUCUCUGUGUCCAUAGAACUCUGGUUCCUACAGAAUGUGUCUCUCUGCUCAUGGUGUUGAGGGGUGAGGUGACGAAAGAGAGGCUUGGAAAACACUACUCAGCUGCUGUCCCCCAAACACUACCUAACUGUAACCUUAUAUUCUGAAUGGGGUCACCUGACUACCUCAUAGACCAUGUAAGCAACCCCACCAACCACAUCGGCAUCAACAGGGUCAGGAAGAGAAGCAUCUUCCUGCUAAGGCUGAACACAAUAACAAACGUCAGUGCUGUGUAGUUGGUCUUCUUGGUUCAGGGCCAUGCAACCAAGGAGAAACGUGACAGAAAGAAAUAGGCUUCAGUAGGUUACUUAAUGGAUUUCUCUCACAUUUUACUCUGCAGGUACUCCUGGCGAACCAGGACCUCAAGGUCCCCCCGGAGCCCCAGGUUCUGUUGGUCUCAAAGGUAAAUUUAGUCCCUAGCAAGGAAAAACAACAAAUAAAAAACACACAAAUAAAAAAGCUCAACAGUUAUCUAUGAAGGAGACAUGAGUUGCAGCAGUGAGGCUGAACGCAUUAAUAGUACUUUGCUUUUUUACCCCUUGGCUUUAUUGUGAUGAAGGAAAUAUUUGAGGCUAUUCAGAAUAAACUGGGUGUAUAUUUUAGAAUACAAUGGAGUAGUUCUUAGUUAUCCUCUGUUGUUGUAUUUACAUACACAAAUUCUCUGUAUGGUCAUUGAUGUGUUUUUAAAAGAAAUCUAUUUUUAUCCUAGACCGUAGUGUAGGCUAAGGGUACUUCUAGAUGCAUCUAAUAUUGAAAACAGGUUGUUCAGAUGUUGCAAACAUGCUGUUGGCAACUGGUUUCUUUACCUAUAAAUGGUAAAUCCAGAUUAAAUGGGGGGAAAUACAGGCCGGCAUUUUUCAUGCCAACCAUGGUGUCUUGGUGCUACAAAAAGUUGCGUUCAUGAGAUUGCAAAUGUAUUAUUUGUUCAUCUUUAAAUCACAUAAUUCCUGAGCAGUUGCAAUGUUUCCUUUUCUAGGUAUGAUGGGUUCACCAGGUCCCCAUGGUCCUCCUGGUAAGUAUCAUAUUCUCAUUAUGUAGUUGUAAAAUAUAGUAAACCCAGGUACUGUAACUGGCAGCAUCUGGUAUAUUGCUUCUCCUGGCUGAAAAGUAGUAAAACUAUACAAAAGAAAAAAGAAAAGAGAGAGCUACAAAUAAAAUAUGUCAUCCACUCAAUUUUCUGCUUUUCAGAAACUUCAUAUAUUAUGUGCUUGACCCUUAUUGAUUUUACUUUUCUUUUUAGGUCCUCCUGGGCUUCAAGGAUUUAGAGGUGAAGCUGGUAUCCCAGGUGGUAAAGGUAUGAAUAAGUGCCCAGAGCCCAACUUAUCUGUUUCAAAUUAUAGGAGAGAAAAUAAUAUAUGGUUCUUUUCUGCCACUAUCUAGUUGAAUCCCUACCCCAAGGAGGACGUGGGAGCACCUCUUGACUGAAAUUAAAUAAUAAAAUGAAAAAUAUAAGUAAUUUAAAUGGUGAGGGUAACAGUUUUAAAAAGUGGGUGCAUGCAUGUGUUCAUGGAAAAAUAAAGAAGAGAAAGAGAGAGUGCCAUGUUCAAAAUUGUGUGUAUUUUUUAAUUUGCUAGUGAAUUGACAUGUGUUGGUAAAAGGCCUUUGGAUAUCAUUUGGAUAUCAUUGGGAAAAGGCCUUUGGAUAUCAUUUAUUUAUUUACCCCUCUCUUUACCUAAAAAAGCUCCCAGAGUGGAUUUCAUAAAAUGAAUAAAGACAAGGCGGUCUAAUCCAGUUUACAUUGAGCAUUAAAGAUAUUUGGGGUGUGUAGAAUCCUCCCUUAGGUGUUUGACAGAUGUCCUACCUUAACUGUUCCUUUCAGUCCAAUAUGGAUGAAUGAUUUUACUAUCCAAUCUUUUUGCCCCAAUUCCAUUGUCUCUGUGUGUUUUUAGGUGAAAGAGGAACCCCAGGAGCACCUGGAACCAAAGGUAUGCUGGAUAAUAAUAUGUGAUUCCUCAAUAGCUAUCAGACUCCUAUUUCCCCAGUCACUGGGGUGUUCCUUAUAUGUUUGCCAUUAAUAUGUUUUUUGCUUUGAUGGGGAAGUUUCAGUGUGAAUUAAUUGCAUAAUAUCAACUUUUCUUUUUGUGUUUUCCUUUUAGGAGAUCAAGGGGAAAAAGGACCCCGUGGUCUUACAGGUAUGUAGUAAAUUAUCAAGGAUUUUGAAAGGACAACACAUGAGCAUCCAUGCUUGCCCAUGAUGACUAAGAGGUGUGCCUGGAAGGUUGUCAUCCUUGAGGACAGGCAGGAAGUGAAGGGCUUUUCCCUAGUUCUAAGGAGAACCAUGGGCUCCCUCCAUUCAAAAGGUAGAAAACCUGAAAGAUCAGGAAGGUUUUUUCUGGGAGCAUCAGCGAUGAAGCAGUUCAGACUGGGAGCUUAUGACAGGAACUAAGACUUGGCCACUGGCUCUCACCCAGGUCUUGAUGCUCUGAUGUGAUCUCAAGAGAAGCACCUGCAAGAAUUGCAUGUUGUAUUUUAAUCUGAUAUUGAAGAUGGUUACAUAGUUCACCUCUUUGGUUCUUAUACCAGCAGCAACCCAUUAAAGCAGAACGGUGCACAUCAUUCUAAGCCAUUCCUGUUUGAUUUGCAGGUGAACCAGGUUCCCGAGGACUACCUGGGCCUCCAGGUGAAGCAGGAGCUAAAGGAUCAGUAGGUGAGUGAAAAUAUAUAAUAUUGACCUUUCUGGAAGAUAAUCUACUUCAAACCACUGUCUCUAGGACUCUUGGAUCAUAAGAUUCAGAAUAAAAGUCAAUCUGAGGGACUGAAAUUUAGCUGCCUUCAAAAGACAGAAAGCAUUUUUUUUUAACGCAGUUCAGUGUAGGGUCCCUUCCAACUCUACAAUUCCGUGAUUCUAUGUUCCUCGCUGUUGGGGGAUGCAAGAGGUGUGACUGGCAUAUGUGCAUGUUUUAAGUCAUGUGUGAAUGAUCUCUUUGUGCCACUUAGUGAAGGCUAGUAUGGAUAUGAACAUGUAUUCCGGUCUUCUGUACACUUGAUCAUUGAUAAGAUUAUAUUGGCCCAGUUCACAUGCCACAGUAAACCAUGGUUUAUUUGAAUGAGCAGUGUGCUGUUGUAUGCUGUUCAAAAGUUAUCUUGGUGCUGCUCCCCUGCUCUUGCUGCUGCUGCUGCUGCUGCUGCUGCUGCAUUGGAUUGAAACAAGCCAGAGUCUAGUUUGUCAUGCAGUCUGAAUCUAGGUUUGUGGUUUGUUUUCCUCAAACAAAUCCUAAGUAGUAAUUCAAUAACCAACUGUGGCUACCACUUGCGGGGUUCUGGCUUGAUUUAUUCACAGUGAAGCGGCAGUAGAAAUUUGGGGUGAGUGCCAUGGGCACUUUUAAGCACUGUGCACCAGCACAAUACCUGUUCACUUAUGUACUAUGUAUUUUUGAAAGUUGUGCAUCUGUUCAUUAUGCAGUUGAACACUUCUUAAGAUAUUAUAGUGAAAUUUUGCAUGAUCAUUCCUGAGGUCAAGGAGCAGGUUUUCUUCUAUGUUUGGAUAUAAUUGGAUGCCAUUUUGAAUCAAGGUGGUAGGCUGAAACUUUAAAAAUGGCAGUGAUUUUCAGAUUUCAUACAAUUCCUGAACAUUGCGAGGAAUGCAGCUACUAGUAUAUGAUGUACAUUCAGCCAAAUGUACUUGAACUUUAAACAAUUAGCUAUCUUCCUCUGUAUGGCUUUGUGUUAAGUAACAAAUAUAUAUGAUUCUAUGAUAUAACUAACCAACUCUUUUGUCUGUAUAGGUCCACCAGGACCAGAUGGACGGCAAGGCUCCAGAGGUAGAUGGUUGCUUUCUUUUUCUUUUAAUUAUAGAGAAGAACGUGAAAAAAAUAACACCAAAUGGGUCUGGACAUAGAUUUACAAUGUUCUACCACCAUAAUUUUUUAUGACGGUAGUAUAUCUUGCAUAGCAAGAACUUCUACCAAAUCCCAUGGCACUUAGCUUGCAGAUCUCGAAUAUAGCAUUGCACACUUGGUUGGUUAUAGUUUUGUUUUUAUCAGUGUAUCACCUUAAUGUUUCAUAGCAAGCAAUUCAGAAAUAAAAUGAGUAAACAAAUGAAAUAAUAGUACAGUUCCAUUGGUCUGAGUAGCUCUGAAUUUCAGUGAACAUUGCUGUUGCAUAAAAUGAAAAUACUAAUUCUCCAAACAUCUUCAUUAUUUCCUAGGAGAGCAAGGUCUUAUGGGAUUGCCAGGCCCACGAGGCCCACCAGGACCUCCUGGAGAUGCAGGGCAACCAGGUAAUAAAAGUCAAACCAAACACAUUUAUUGGUUGUUAAGCAAAUGAACAGCCUCUGGCAGGUGUUCUUGUUUUCAUGUGGAGACUGCCCUUUGCCACUGAAACGUUCUCUUCAAAUUGAGGAGCAGAGGUGGAACACCAGGACUUAGCCUUAGCCUUGAAGGAACAUCAGGUUCCCCAUAGGAAGAGGAGCAGGGAGGCAAAAAAGAUUGAGAAGGGGAAAGCAAGUAGCUUGGUUCCCAUGAGGGAAAGUGAAAAUCCUGGAGGUAGUUUUGGGAUAGGAGGAUAAUCUUAAUUCAUUCGUAUAUUCAUUUUGCCCAAAGUCAUCAUUCACUGAGGAGACUGUUUGCAAGCUGGUUCAUAUUCAGCAUAGAGACUUAGGAAAGGGAACUGUACCAUUAUGGUGGCAGAAAAGAGGGGGGGAUGUGUAAAGAACUUCUAUAUCAGCAAAAUGAAAAAGAAUGCCAUUGCAGGUACUGAGGCUAAAAAUGACAAACACAUGAAGGAAGAGUUAAGCAAGUAGGUGCAAAAAAGGCAAGGGCUGAUCACAGAUGUACUGAAAAGGACUAGGCAGCAGUGGCUUCCAUUUGGGAUGCUGUUGAAUCACCUGAAAAGGACAGGUUCUUACUUGCUGAAACUAAAGACCAUGGUUGUAAAUUCUGAACCUCUUCAAAUGUUUGCUAUUGUUUUCCUAGGUCUCACAGGACUUCAAGGACCACCAGGUAAAUACACUGUGUAUGGAAAGAGAUCAGCAUUAAGUACCUACUAAACACUGAAAAGGGACGUAGGUGGCGCUUAGGGACGCGGGUGGCGCUGUGGGUAAAACCUCAGCGCCUAGGACUUGCCAAUCGUCAGGUCGGUGGUUCGAAUCCCCGCGGCGGGGUGCGCUCCUGUCGUUCAGUCCCAGCGCCUGCCAACCUAGCAGUUCAAAAGCACCCCCGGGUGCAAGUAGAUAAAUAGGGACCGCUUACUAGCGGGAAGGUAAACGGCGUUUCCGUGUGCUGCGCUGGCUCGCCAGAUGCAGCUUGUCACGCUGGCCACGUGAUCCGGAAGUGUCUUUGGACAGCGCUGGCCCCUGGCCUCUUAAGUGAGGGGUACCUUUACCUUUUUAAACACUGAAAAAUGCUGAAUUUGGUGCAGCAGAUAAUGAAGGUUCAUUUUAGUGGGAAACAAUAACAGCUUAAUGCACAGUUGUCAUUUACAGUGUGGCAGAUGUAACCACAUGGAGAACUGGUCUCCUGUCAUACCUGGCUAUGGAAAUUUAGAUAAGUGGUGAGCCUGGUAAUUCUGGGAUUACCACAUAAUUAGAGGUUACCUGUUGCAUGUUAUCUUAAUUGGAUCUUCUUUAGUUGUACAUUGCCUUGUGAGGGCUAUGCCCUAAAAGCAGAAUAUAAAUGGCAUUAACAUGCAAGCAAGCAACUGCAUCUCAUAGAAUUGCAGAGUUGGAAGGGAUCCUGAGGAUCAUCUAGUCCAACAUACUGCAAUGCAGGAAUCUCAACUAGAUUUACAGAUAGCCUUCCAACCUCUGCUUAAAAACCUCCAAGGAAAGAUAGUAGGACUGUGUUCCACUGUGGAACAGCUCUUCCUGUUAGAAAGUUCUUCCUGAGGUUUAGUCAGAAUCUUCUUUCUUGUAACUUGAUCCAAAUGGUUUGGGUCCUAGCCUGUGGAGCAGGAGAAAACAAGCUUGCUCCAGCCUCCAUAUGACAGGCCUUUCAAUAUUUGAAGAUGGCUAUCAUAUCUCCUCUCAUUCUCCUAAACAUACCCAAUCCCCUCAGCCGUUCCUCAUAAGGCUUGGUUUUCAGACCCUUUAUCAUCUUGGUCACCCUUUUCUGCACACAUUACAGCUUGUCAAUAUCCUUAUUGAAUUGUGGUGCCCUAUGGUUACCUGGCAUGCUCUGGUCCAUGGGGUCACGAAGAGUCGGACAUGACUAAACGACUAAACAACAACAAAUGGUUACAUCUACCAAGUGGUGCAUUCCAAAUGAUCCAUUCAAAAUAUCUGAGAAUGGGGGUAUAGAUUGCACUCCAGGUACUGGGGGACUGAUAUGGAUGGACAGAAAGGUGUUUGCAUGUUUAUGAAAGAAUCUGCGUCCUUUGAAAACAAAUGAAAAUGAAACAAAAGCAGGCUGCCUUUUGCAAUAUCUGGGAAGGGUAUGUGUGAGAGAGAUAUGCCUUGCAAUGAAGGAACUUUGAAUACACGAUUCUUUAUGGUCCAGUAUUAUAGCAUUCUCACACACACUGUGAUGUACGGUAUUUUGUAUACUGAAUUUUCAUUUUUAACUCUCUGCAGGACUCACAGGCAAUCCAGGCCGCCCAGGAGCUAAAGGUGAGUAGAGAUGAAUAUUGGAUGUGCAUGUUUUCAGUAGAAAAUGCUCUUGUUCAUACAUUCAGACCAGGGCAACACUGCACUAGCCAGGCUAUUUAGUCCCUCAGAUUGUCUAAGAACCCCUCUGCUGCACAGUUAGCCUGCACACUGGACUUUGCCCUUUGUGACUACCUGUCUUAAGCAUGCAGAGGCUCCUGUUUGUGCGAUUCCCUGUUCCUCAAAACAAAAGCAGGUGGAAAAUCAUUCUGUUAAGGACCUUAGGUGUUCUGGUGUUAAUGUGGAGGCCUCUAUUACCUGCCCAAACAGAGGGACUCAUGCCCUUUCUCAUCAUACUACUAUUACAGAUCUAUGCAGCUUGAAUAUAUGAACCAGGAAAAGGUGAGGAGUAGAAGCAAAGAAUUGCCCCUACUCUGCUGUCAGCUACAAAAGUCUCACAACCUCUGGCUUUGGAUAGGGAUGAUGAGAAAUAUGGAGUACUACUGGUUGCUCACAGGGCCUUUUCUAGGGUUGCAUAUUUCAAAAAGUGAAAAUCCGGACACAAAAACACAAAAGUUGUUGACCCAAACAUCAACAAUGCACCCAAGUUUUCCCAGACAUUUUAAACAAUUUUCGGGAAUUCCGCCAGGAUGCUAUUUCCGAAGGGCAAAUCCUGGCUAUGUCUGGGAAAUUUUGGACAUAAGGCAGCCCUGUCUUUUCUGAUAACAGAUGCAUACACUUAAUUCUGACAAUCAUUUGGGGCAAUUGCCAUUAGAGCCACUUUUGUGCCCUUAUACCAGCAAUUCCCAAUCUUACUAUAAUAAUCAUCAUUUUGGCAAAGUAUUUAAUGGCACAGAUAUAUCAUGGGUCAUAAACUUGUUAUCCUUGAAGCCCUGGUAACAUCUUUCCCUUUCCUUUCCUGUUUCCUCAGGUGAACCAGGCGCACCAGGCCGGGUUACUACUUCAGGUAUGUAUCACUGCUGUAGCAGGAAAACUCCCAUGCCUGAUAAUUGUCAUACUGCCAUGGUGCCAUAAUCUUUCCUCACAAAGUGAUUUGUGGAACUUUUUGCUGUUUCAGAUGGUGCAUCAACUAUUUCUGUCCCAGGACCUCCAGGUCCACCAGGGGCUGUUGGUCCUCAAGGCCCACCAGGUGUUCCAGGUGAGAACCUUUUUUAAUUCCUUGCCCUUUUUAUUUGCUUUAUUCUUAAUAUUUCUCCAUAUGUAAGGAUGAGGGAGAAAUCUGUUCGGUUCACAUUUAAAGCUGAAUUUUUCAAAUACGCGCUUUCCCAAACAAUAUGAGAACCGAAACAUAGCCAUCCUUUGAAAUUUUGUGAUGCAGUUCUUCAACCACCUAAUGUUCACAAAAUGCAUAUAUUUUUAAAAGGUUUGCAUAACAACCAAUAUAUUCAUGAAAAUACCUAACAUAAAACAUGUUAUAUGAGGAUAAAUUGCUUGCAAAAAUGUUUAUGUUAGUCAAAACGGCAAAUUUGUUUGUUAGGAGUAAUCUGCACUAAACUGCUGAAGAAUUAUGAGAAUUUUUUUUUUAAAUUCUCAAACUGCUGCAGAAAUGUUGAGAACCAAAUUUUGAAUAGAUAAAUGAAAAACAGAAAGAACUGAAAUUUACAGAUCUUUCUGCUUUCAUUGCAGUAAUUCCUCUCAAUAUGGACCUUUACAGCUGUCUGCAAAGACUUGCUCCCUACUUGUCUCUCAUUAUCUGGCCAAUGUUGUGUUGAAAAGCUGGUGAUGGGACUGGAUUUCUGGCUGAUGCUUAUAACUUGAGAACCUCUUGUAGAGGAAACACACACACACAAAUACUAUUAUGUAUUAGCAUUCCUUUUGCCUUGGUGAUGUAUGGUUUUGCCACUGCUUAGUGCUAUUUCUUGCGCUGUAGCUUAAAAAAACACAUGGAAUUGGAAUACAACAGUUUUCACCCGAUAGCAUCCACAUUUGUGUGAAGUGAUCCCCAAACUUAUCCACCAACUGGAAUCUAUCCCUUUCUAGAGAAGAGUACACUCCUUUCUUUCUCAAACUAGCAUACCUGCUGUAGCUGGAAUUGCCUACCAGGACCUUUUCAUUUAAGUACCUUCUGUUUUCUCUACUCAAUGAAACAGAGAAUGCUCACAGAGUGCAAAAGGGUGUUUUGGUGGGAAGUACAAAGAGAAUAGGACAAUGGGAGAAAUUACUUGUUUCAAAGCUAUCACCCACUUGACAGUUGUGUACCAUGCCAAUGGCUAUCAAAAUCUGUUUAAAUUUUAACUCAGCCUUUCAGGCAGUUAUAUUAUUUGUAAGUUUCUGCUCCAUUUCUCAAGAGGAGCUUCAUCCACUAAGGUUGCUUUAUCCACUAAGGUGAUCUAACUUCCCCCCUCUUUCCCCCUAAGGUCCUAUUGGCCCAGCUGGACUUCCUGGAUCUCAAGGUAAUACAUUCAGUGCAACUGCAUCUUUGGAUUCCUUCCUUUGUUUUCCAGUCCCUGUCAUCGCCCCUUAUGAUGUGUUUUUCCCUGUGCUCCACUUUAGCUCAUCUUCUUUCAGCCUCUUCUGAAAGUUUCAGGGAGGUCACCUCCCUGAAACUCUGCAAAGCACCUCCUCCCUGAAACUCUGCUUUUCUCCAUAGUCUUUCUGCCCCAGCCUAGCCUUGUUCCCCCCCCCGCCCCCCGCUACACACGUUGCUACUUCCUCCCAUCCUUAUUACUUGUCUAUCAAGCUGUGUUUCCUUCUUUCACACUGUAAACCCUUUGGGCAGGGAUGUAAUUGCUUUUGUUCGACAACCAGCUUCCAUAAGCUUUCCUGCUAAUUUCUGUCUUGCUGACAUCUGUGGUGCGCUUGGUGGAGAUGUGGGGGAGAGCCUUCUCCAGGGCCAGGUCUGAGCUUUGAAACACCCGGCCCAGAGAGGUCUGCUUCACCCACUUGCUGAUGUUUUUUCACUAUUUUGUGAAGAUCUUUAUUUUCUGACAGGCGCUUGGCCUGCUGAGCUGAUGAUUGUUUUAUUGACUCUAUAGAAAAAGAGAUGGUUGGGUUUUUUUGUUACCUUUUUUUGCCCCUCCAUUCUUUUCUGUUUGCUAGGCUUUACUGUUUUAAUAUUUGCUGUAAGUUUCAGAGAAAGGGGUGGAUGAAUGAAAAUAAGUACAGUGUAGAUGGCAAAUGAUACAUUUCCAGACACAGCGUAUCAAUGACCUACAAGCCAUGUACAGUGGUACCUCAGGUUACAUAUGCUUCAGGUUACAUACGCUUCAGGUUACAGACUCCACUAACCCAGAAAUAUUACCUCAGGUUAAGAACUUUGCUUCAGGAAGAGAACAGAAAGCGUGCUCUGGCAGCGGGAGGCCCCAUUAGCUAAAGUGGUGCUUCAGGUUAAGAACAGUUUCAGGUUAAGUAUGGACCUACGGAACGAAUUAAGUACUUAACCCGAGGUACCACUGUAUAGGAUCCUUUCCUCUGCGUAGAGUAGACUGGAAGAUUAACAACAUUAGCUCAAGUAGUACAAUCCAAAAACAAGUCUUGUGCAAUCUCUUACUUUCUUUUUUUUCUCUUUUUUUGGUACUACCUCCAAAAUUUUUGGUUUAGUUUGUGUGGUGAGGAAAAUUGAUUAUCUAAGGACUUUGUCAUGUAAUACAAAUUACAGAUCUCCUACAUUCAAGAAACUAAAGCCAAGGUGAUGAUAACACUAUGGGUAUAUGUUGGUGCAUAUACACGACCAAUAUAUGUGGGUGGGUGUUAUGCUGUUUCCUACAAGGAAUCAUUUUCCAUGCAGGAGUCCUAUAGCACAUCAAGCAGCCAUAAUGCUUUUGGCAGACCUGUUCAUUUAAGUAAGCGUUGGGGAACCUUCAGCCCUCCAGACAUUGUUGGAUCUCCAACUUCUAUCAGCCCCAAAAAGCAUGACCAGGGAGGAUGGGAUUUGUAGUCCAAUCGCAUCUGGAGGACCACGGGUUUCCCACACCAAUUGAAACUUCAUUGCAGUCUUUCCACAUUUGUCCACAUUAAGGAAUCCCCAGGUUUUUCUGGCCUUAUCUCUCUCUGCAGUAUCAUCAUUGCCAUGCAAGACACAUAAACUCAGGACCAGUUCAGGUCCUAUCUAGAUUAGGUUUAAGCUAAAAAACAUAAUGCCUACAUGCAUAUUUGGUGGAAACCAGAACCUGACAACUUGAGUUUCAGCCAGUGUGCUUAUUUGUGCUUACUUAAAUAGUCUGUCAUUUCUUAUGUUCUGAUGCAGGUCCUCGUGGUGAGAAAGGUGACCCAGGUGAAGCCACCAUUGUGGAAACCAUCCGUUCGGGAGUUGGUGCUUCAGCUGCUCAAGGUAGAGAAAAUUGUCUCUUCUACGCUUCUGUUUGUGAAGACAACUCUUUAAAUACUGUCACUUUCUAACAGACUGCUUAUGCCUUAUGGUUUGUUUCUGCCCUCCCAAACAAGCCAUAAGUCCAGGUUUGUAUGACAUGACAAGCCAGACCAUGGCUUCUUUUCUGGCAGGGUGGCAGCAGUAGGAAUGGAGAAGAGUGAAGUACCCACAAUUUUAGCAGUAUAAGCAAGGGCUAACCCACACUUCCUCUUGUCUUACUGCUUUUUCCCAGGAAAAACUGCUCUUUAGCACUCAGUCAGAGCAAAUGGCAAUUGAGGUUUCCCUCAGAUUGCCAUUUGUUCCAAUCUAUUGCCAAAGAGUGGGUUUUCUUUUGGAAAGAAGCAGGCCAAGGGGGAAACCACUAAGACCCAAUCAAGCAGAAAACCCCUUAGGCCUGUGAAUUCUAGGCAUAGCCUAGAUGAGAUAAAUUUGGAUGAGCCCCAAGUUUAUUUUAACUGUAAUUUAAUGUGACACAUGUACCAGACCAUUAUCUUUACUUUGGAACAAUAAACUUUUAUCUCCUAUUCAAAACCAAGUCAAACUAAGCCCAAACCUACUUAUUGCUAUAAAAUAAGAGGGUGAGUGGUCAUUUAGGUUUGUUUUAGAGACAUGGGGAUCCUGAGUUAAUUGAAAUAUCAUUUUACUAUAUAGACCAAGUCAGAUACUUAGCCCAUCUAGUUUUCAUUUAUUGUAUUGGGGGUUUUUUGUUCUGCCUGCAAUUUACCCUGCCAAAAUUUUCACUUUCCUCUCAGCUUUCCUCAUUCUCAACUUUAUUCCUUAAAAGAAAAAGAAAAAAAGACACGGAUAGAAUGUUUCUUUGGGCAUUGUCACAAGAUAUUACUUUUUAGUGUUGGUUGUGUCACUUGUGAAUGUUGGUGUGGAUUUCAGUAUGGAAGUAACAACUUUCAAGACAGUUGGUUGAAUCUAAGUCAUGCUCAGAGUAGACACUUUGAAACCAAGGGACUUGGGUUACUUCUUCUUCUUUCUUCUUCUUCUUCUUCUUCUUCUUCUUCUUCUUCUUCUUCUUAACGUAUAUACCAUAUACCACCUUUCAUUUUGGGAAGAAAGACCAAUGCAGCUCAAGGUAAGCUAAGUCUAUUGAUUUCAUCAGGUCUGCUCUGAAUGCACCUUAGUUAGACAGAACCCAAAGUGUACGUUCUAGUCAAUGGAGCCUCUUUCAUUUUGAUUUAUAGACACAUGAGAUGAUUUAGCCAUCCUUUCAAAUACAACUACUGUCUGGUUUCCUUUAAUAUUUUAACCCGUGAGAUCAUUUAUUAUUAUUAUUAUUAUUAAAAGCAGCCUCUUUCUGUUUCUAAAAUAUGCUGCGGUAGCAGCAGUUGUGUAAUACUUCUGUUUCCCUUUUUCGUCUAGUGGUACCAGAGAUGCAAGGACCGCCAGGACCCCCUGGACCACCAGGACCUCCAGGUAUAGACUCUCUAUUCUGUACUAGCAUAUAAGUUAAAAAAUGGUGGUGAGGAAGCUAAGUAGAAAAAAAAUAAGCAUGCUGUAAGUCUUCCUAUACUAAAAAGGGAAUUUCACACACAACCACUUUGCAGUUUAUAUUUCUAUGUACUUUUUUAUAUAAAUAUUCCCGAUGGCUUCUAAUCUGUCCCCUUGAUAGUCUUGGCAGAAAACCAGCAGUUUUCUAAUCAGCGUGAUAUAAAGUGAACUGAAGCAUUUCAUAGACACAAAGAGAGAAAGACAACAUACACACUCAACAGAGUGCCCAGAAAUCAUGUUUAUUUUAGCAGGUGGCAAGAAAAACAAGAACUGAGCUGCUGCCGUUAAAAAAAAAUCAACAUUGCAAUACCUCGUAUUCUGUUAGAAUAAAACCUUUGUAAGAAAUUAGCAGCUACUUAAAGAGGUCACAUUUUGUGUAGUUAAACUGCUGUACAAGAUGGACUUUGCAAGAUACAACUUCUGAGUUGACUAUGAACAAAAGUGUGCCUUAAUGAAUAUAAAGGUUUAAAAACCUGGAAAGUUUGAUAAACAGUCCUUUAAUAUUAGGUCAGACAGAAAAAAACUAACCUCAUCAAGCAACAUCUUUGUUAUGAGGUAGCAGCAGGAAAUGCCUACACAAUGUGCUACAUCCUAGCCUGUGGACAGCCUUAUAUCUUUGUCAAAGUCUAUUGCUUCAUGCACAUGCCUAGCCAGCCAUGGGCUGGUAGGUGGUACACUCUAUUUGAGUCCCUUAUCCAUGGCUGCCACAUGUCCAGUGACUGUGUGAAUAGGCCCUAAAGCUGUCUCUAUUUUUGGAAGUCGGUAGGUAUGGAGGGAACAGAGAGGCAGGAUAGAACUCCAAGCAUUAUGAAAAGAAAUGGGAGUCCAGUGUUAUACUUUCCCCUCUUUUUUCCCCAGGCGCUUUUGUUCAAGGCCCACCAGGACCUCGUGGCAUACCAGGUAAAAAGGGCUUUUGUUCGAUUUAAGAACUUCCCUUUGAGGGAUUUUCAAAAGCUGCUCUAUUGUUUUGGUGAAACGCAGUUUUAAUGCACAGGUUUAAUCCCCAACGCAUUUCUGAAGAAUUUGUUCAGUGAAAGCACAAGCUGAUCUGCCUGUGUGAUUUACAGACUUCCCCCUCUCUUCCUUCUGUAAUAAUUGACAAGUUUCAGACCAUGUGUGUGAUUACUUGUGACUUGGGAACUAAAAUGUGACUUCAGUAUGUGAUAGCCUUGGUAUAUGCUACUUCAGGAUAAAGCACUAUACUUUAGCCUCACCCAGUUGGUUUUAGGUCCUACCCACCUGUCCCUCAGAAGGCUGGCAAGAUAAGAAUCUGGCCCUUGGGAUAACAAAAGUUCCUUACUCUUGCUCUAGAUGAUGUUGAGCUCCAGCGCCAACUCAGCCCUAAUCACCAUAGCCACUGGUUAGAGGUGAUGGGAGUGGAAGCCUUACUCUACAGACUGGUGCAGUUGUAUAGGAGCCUGAGUUUGCUAAGAGGGUUAUGAAUGUAGGUAGAAUGAAAGCAGGAAAGCAGAAGACAACAAUGCCCAUUUACACCACAAAGAACUCAUAACCCACCUGCUCUCAGCAGCCAGAAACACCAUAACCAGACACUGGAGAGACCUGUCAGGAGUAAGCAUAGACCAAUGGUACCAAAUAGUAUGGGAAACAGCCCAACUAGAAAAAUUAACUAAUAAACUGAAACUGACACGGGGACAAACAGAAGAAGACGCCUUCACCCCGGUAUGGCUCCCCUUUAUCACAUACACAGCCCAACAGGACAAUGACAAUAAUCCACCAACAGCAUACAAAUCAAUAUGGCUAACCUGAUCCAAAACACCCACCCACCUCACUCACACACGAAAACAAAGAUCACCACAGCCAAUCACAAGCAAACAAUCACACCCUAGGCCAACCCCAACCUCUCUCACCACCAAAGGAACACAAGUGAACAACACAAGCAAUGCUGACACCAAAUUCUACAUACAUUAAACAUAAUAGAAACACUGCCACCCGACCCCACCCCCAUCCAUCUUCCCUCUCUCCACCCCCCCUUUCUUUUUUCUUUCUUUUUUCUUCUCCCCCUAAUGCCUCAACAAAUGAAACGGAUUUGUAAAAAUGUUACAUGAAAAAAAAAAUACGAGGCACUACACUUCUGUAAAUCAAGAAAAUCCUUAAUAAAAUAUUUUAAAAAAGAAAGAAAAAAGAACAGGUCUCUAAGGCUCAACUUUUCCUUUGCUGCAACCUGACCCAAUGAAUGGUCCGGAAGCAGCUAAUGAUGCAAAGUUGCUGGAGCUAAGUGGGUGCAGACCUGAACGUUAAAAAAAACACAAAGAUCUGGCAUAUCCACCAGCAGUGGUGCUGGUCUUGGUCCAUUCUGCUGGUCAGAGGGCAAGAGACCCUGAGUGUUCCCCAUCACUAAGCACCAGAGAUCUAAUGGGCCUUUCUUAAUUGCCAGCUCACUCAGCCCUCAAUAAUUGAAUAACUAUUUUUAAAAUUUUCCUUAUGGGAACCAGGAGCUAUUGAUGCACUGUAAUAACCUGGUUGCGUGGUUUCCGAUCUUUCUCACAGGUGAACCAGGUCAGCCAGGUCUACCAGGAGCCUCUGUGUCAGGUGAGUCUAAAUACACUCUCUUUCUUAUCAGCCCCUUCCUCUCCUGCAUCUGAGUCUGACCUGCCCUCUUCCACAGCCUCUUCCUGAUCACUAAACCCUGUUUCCCCUUCAGAUUCUGACACCACCUCCCCCUAGUCUGUUCCUUCUUCUCCCUCUGACCACUCCUUGUCACCCCACCACCAGGCCCUUGGCUCUGAGCCUCCUUUCCUGGGGGUUUCCCAGCUGCUUCCUCCCCCCCCCCCUGCCGCCACUUCUCUGCAUCCAGCCUGUCCAUGACAAUCAGCCUUCACCAAUCUGGUGCUUUCCAUACAUUUUGGAUUACAAUUCCGUCAGCCCCAGCCAGCAGGGCCACAAUGAUCAGGGAUGGUAGGUAGGCCGGAACAUCUGGAGGGCACCAUGUAAUGAAGGAGGCUCUAAACAGUACAAUGUCACAUGUGAAGCCCCUGUUCUCUCCACCACCCCCUCUCCAGAUUUCUCAUCACCAUCUCCCUGAUUCCUGUUUGCAGGUGCUGGAGUUGCCAUCCAAGGACCACCUGGAUUACCAGGACCACCUGGGCCCAAAGGAGAGAAAGGUUUGUGAAGAGCACUGAGCACCCUUUUGCAUCUUGAACUUUGUGUGAGAGGCAAAAUCUGUGGCUUCUGGCAUGCUGUGAUGAGCCUUGCUCCUAGCUGUAAAAGUGCCCAGCUGUGAUGUAAUGUAAAUCAUUGUGGGUGACCCUCUUGAGAAAGCUCUUUUGCUGCUUUUCUUACCUCUUCCCACAGGGCAAAAUAGAUUGUUACAGUUCUCCUAAGCCAGGAGUGGGGAACCUCAGGCUUAGAGGCCAAGUGUGGCCCUGUAGGCUUUUCUGUGUGCCCCCCAGGAUUCUUUCCAGGCCACCCUCCACUCCCCAUGCCAUGCCCUUUACCAGCCCUACUUCAUCCCCUUGAGUGGUUGGAAUGUGUACUUAAACUCAGACAAUGCCUUUUGGUUUCCUGUAUUGAGGACAGAUGGAUGGGUGGAAGGGUGUAAAAACUAGCCUACUGUACAAAGGUAGUAUUUGCAGUCACUGCUUUGCCCACUUUUGCCUCUGACCCUACCCACCACUGGCACGUGGCCCCCAGAAAAUUGUCCUGAUGGGAAUGUGGCCCUCGCUCUGAAAAAGCUUUCCCACCAAUGUGACUUGGACUUUUAUCCCCAGAAGGAGUGCAAUUAGAAAGGUCCACAGGCUUGCUGAAUGGAGUCAAUGAACACAUGUUUUUCUUUGUUUUCCUGUUAGGUGAUGCAGGUGUACCAGGAGCUCCAGGCAUCCCUGGAGGAGGUAAGAUGACAGCAUCAGUAAUGUACAAUUUUGUAUAUAGUAUAAACCAUCAUAGCCAUCCCUAGUGUUAAAGCUUUCUGAAAUGUAUUGUGUCUUCUUCCUGGGCAAAUAAAAUAAGGCAAUUCAGCUCACAGAGCAGGGCUGAAAAUCCCACUCAUGCCACAGAGAUGCUGAAGAACUCGGUCUCUGAGGAGUCGUGGUCUGGGGCCAUGACAGGUUAAGGAGGCCUGUCAUUCUCCUGUCAUGUGGCAAAUGCAGGCUUGUGAAGCACACACAGUUGCUUUGUAAUGUACUGUUUCAUCCUAUGUGUCAGUAUAAUGCACUUGAGUACAAUGGCCUUUUUAGGCUGUGCCUUGCUUCCAUAGUAAUAAAAACAAAUCAACUUUUGUACUUCUGCAGCUGGAUCAAGAGCAUCUCAGGGUCUUCCAGGUCCCCCAGGUCCUCCUGGACCUCCAGGCCUAGGAAUCAGUGGAAUUAGUUCGGCCCGAGACAUUCAGCUGAUGAUCGCUGAGUACCUGCAAAGUAAGUCACACACCUUUUGUUAGAGUCAUACUAUCAUGUCACUAUCUGACAGCACUCAGUUCAGACACCUUUGGGGGUUUGGGGAAAGUCUGGAGCUUGUUUGCCUUCUGAUCAUCUAAUAUCUGAUUUACUGUGGACAUUUCAGAUUGCAGGUAGAAGGGGGCUGGAAUGCCUCCUGCCUCCUGCCAUUCAAAACUUAAGUUUCAAUAUACCCCAAAGAAAUUUUCCAGUUAAACCUUCAGCAGAAUACAUAUAUGUACUUUUCAUUUCAAUGUCAAUUAAACCAUUGUACUUAACAGGCAGGGGUUCAUGGAAGUUGUCCAACAACUGGAGAGGCAGGGGUUUCCUACCUCUGGUCCAGGUAUAUGGCUCCUCCCUAGGGACUAAGAGAACCUUAGCACUAAACAAAUAAUACAGACCAAUAUAUUAAAAAGCUUGGACUCUGGAUCCCAAAGUACCCUACUUAAACCUUUGUAUGAGAGCAGAUAACAAAUUAUUCUAUGGUAGGAGCAGCCAAGGGGUGAUGUAGAAUAAUCAGUGAUUUCGUAGGGUUAUGCUGGUGGAGCUGCAGGAGAACCACAAAAACCAUGUAAUCACCACAUCCAUCCACUCCAAUAUUGAUUGUACUCUGCCCUUCUGCUUCACUAGGUGACAGUGCAUCCUAUCUGGUUGGACCUCCUGGUCCUCCAGGACCACCAGGAAUGAUUACCGCCAUUGGUGAGGAAUCCUUGGACUACACUGAAUUGGCCCGCCGUGUCGUGAGCUAUAUGUCUGGUAAGCACCAUGCUUUCAUGGCUCGUCAGUUUUGUUCCAUCUCUGGACAAACCAGAAAAGCAGGACUAAUUUUCUUUUAUUUUCUUAGGAGUGGAUGUUCGCCAGUAUUUCAUUGGACCCCAAGGUCCCCCAGGACCCCCUGGCCCCCCUGGACUGGGAGGAGACAGCUUAUCUGUGUCCCUGGACUAUGAUGAAUUGACAAGACGGGUUGUCAGCUAUAUAACAAGUAAUGUCAUAUGCAUAUCUAUUAUGUUGCACUAAGUGAUUUCCCCAACAGCACUGUGAGAUGCAAAUUGGCUUUUUGGUACUACCUGUUGGCUGCAGGCCCCUUCGUAAAUUUUGCAACCACAUGUUGUGUGUGUAUGGUUACACACUCCUUGGUAUAGAAAUCCCUUAGGAUGCCACACACAGGUGGGGCCUAUAGUUAUAGGAUGCUUAUUCUUUACCCAUUUGCCACCACCCAAUAUCUUCAUGUGUACUCACUUUUUGCUAUAAGGGCUAUCAGGGCAUGUCCCACUAUGUUUGGAUGAUAUGCUGUAGUGGUCAGUAAGAAUAUACUAUUGUUGAUUUCCAUUUACACUGAAUAAUCCAUUUUUUGGUGGCUGUUAGUUCACAGAAUUCUCAGAGUAAACUGAAGAGUUGAUCCAGAGAACAUUUUCAGGAAUUUAGGAUGUGAAGCACUGUAAUAUUAUUUUUCCCCUAACAUUUCUCUACAAAACACUACAUACUAUAGGAGUGCUUUGAAAAUAAAUCUUACAGAGAUGCUUUCAAUAAUCCAGUAUUUAGCACAUUUACUGCUUCAACACACUAAGAGCCACACCAUAGUGGGUUAAGGGUACUAUGUUGUUGGUAAACUGCAGUUCCCAGGAUUCAUUGAGGCAAGUUAUGUGAUUUAAAUGUACGGUGUGGAUGUGAGCAUCUUGCCAGAACCACAAUCAUGAAUUGCAGUAGUGACUGGAACUAUAGUAAGCCUUGCAAUCCUAUCAAGCCAUCUUGGGAAAUCUUAUGGACUCACAACUAUUGGAUUUUAGGCUUCCCUACAAUGACCAAUGGUUCAUAGCCACCCAACUUGGAUUUACCCCUCUGUGCUCAUCUCUGGGUUUCAAAAAAGAGUUGAAAUGCAGUGGAGACAUCUAGGUAUCCAUUUAGUUCAGUGAAGCAAAGGUGUGGCUCCACCUCAUUCCCAGGAGGUAGAUUGCUAUAGUAAGCUGAGUGGUUGUAUUCCUACUUCAGCUGAAAUUGCGUAAUGGAGGAAGUAGCUCAGUAGCAGAGCACAUGCUAUACAUGCCAGAGGUCUGAGGUUCAAUCCCCAGCAUUUCCAGAUAGAUCUGGGAAUAUCCCUUGCCUGGAACCCGGGAGAGCUGCUGUCCAUCUUUGUAGAUAAUACGCUGGUGGAAAACUCUCCCCAAGGAGGCCCAUCUGGUGCCUUCAUUACGUGUCUUUAGGCAUCAGGCAAAAAUGUUUCUCUAUAACCAGGCCUUUGGCUGAUUGAACAUUCUAUUGUCUUUAAAAGGUAUUUGUGGGUUAAAGGUGUGUGUGUUUUAUUAUGUGUUUUGUGUUCUCAUUUUGUAUUUUUAUGUUGUGAAGUGUCCUGUGAUCUUCUGAUGAAGGGUGGUAUACAAAUUUAAUAAAUAAUAAUACUGAGCUAUACGGACCAAUGGUCUGACUCUGUAUAAGGCAGCUUCUUAUGUUCCUACGGGCACAUUCUAGAAAUGAGCUGUAAGAUCACUGCCAAAAAUAGUAUGUGCUUUAUAAUUUCUUUUGCAAAGAGACUACAAGUGCGAGGUGCAUAGUCCUAAUUAUUCCUCAAGACAUAGCUAAUUCUGCCACUCUUAAUCCUCACUUUGUUAUAUAAGCUAACAGAGUAGGACAGAAAAGUCCUUCUGCCUUUUGUUUAGCUAUUCUGUCCUGGCAAUGUGGGUAGGGACAGAGGGGAUUUGCUUGCAUAGUGGGGGAAAAGUGUGUGUGUGUGUGUGUGUGUGUAAAUCAGGCCUCAGAUACUUAUUCACAUUCUUCCUUCUUUCAGACUCAGAAUUUGAUCGCUUUGUAGGGCCACCUGGGCCACCAGGCCCACCAGGAAGUGCGCUUUCCUCCAUCACUGCAGAGGACAUCUCCGCCUACUUACAAAGUAAAUAUGAUUUGCCAUACUCUGCACUUGGGUACCUUUUAGGAGUCUGGGAUUUCUUGUGAUGGGUGGGGAGUUGUUGGGCUUUCUAGGACAGAGUAAAGAAUUUGAUCCACAUUCAACAUGCAGCAAUUCAGUGAAUCUCAGUAUCGUAAGAUCUGGGUGUGUUAGUCAUCACCAGCAAAGGAUGCUAGUGACAAAAUGGUAUGAUUGGUCAAUCAACUGAUCUAAAAUUCUGCUGGUAGCUCCCUAAAAUGAAAGCUAUGUGAUACUUUGACCUUCCUUGCUAACAGGGUAAAAGGGUGUCAACACCCCACCCCCACCCUGCUGCCACCCCCCCAAAAAAAACUGAAUCAAAAAUUACACAGGUAUAAAAUAGCAUGCCAUCUUGACAUGCCAAUGAAAUUGUUUUUAAACAUAAUGGUGGCUAAGUGCAUAUGAUUGUGCUGUUAGAAUGGGGGGGGGGGGUGACAUAGGAAAAAGAAUUCAAGCAAAGGGUCUGCUUGCACUUUCUUAAAAAGCACAUUAUUAACCCAGUUUCUUCUUCUUCCAAGGUUUGGGAUUCUUCACACUUUCUGGACCCCCUGGACCACCUGGUCCACCAGGCCCUCCAGGACCACCUGGCUUGUCAGGAAGUGGCCUUGUUUCCUAUGGUGAUGAUCUUUGGACUGACCAGUUCAGAAGUGACUUGAUCAAGUACCUUACUAGUAAGUCACAUACGCAAAACCACUUCCACAAUUUUGAUUGCUAUAACCAGCUGUUGCUCUUCUUGAAAUUUCAAGUCUGGGCCUCAUCCUGGCACUAUGCCUAGGGCUGAUCUCAUAGGUCUUUUGUAGCAGCUGAGAAAUGCUUACUACAGCUGCUAUCCUGGACUGAAAAGUCCCUCAAGAAAUCAAAAGUAUUGAAUAUGGUUUUGUCUUAAGGUGGAUCCUAAGAUUUAUUUCUGUUUGGUCAUCUUUGACAUGUCUCAUUUAUGGAAGAGACUUGUUCUUUAAUUUGUGCUUCCUUUACUGGAACCAGAAGGUCUAAAAAACAGCACCUUAGCUGGUAGUGCAUAACCUCUAACCAUCAACUCAGUCUCAAGUAGCAUCCUCUUGCUUUAAUGAAAAGCUUUCCAGAAAUAGGUUCUCUUUGGGGCACCAUGCUGCUCUAAGUUUACUAAAAUUUGCAUCCGGCUUCAGUAAACUUAAAGAGAUUUACAUCAAUAUCAUUAACAUACUAUCAGGUUCUUGCCUGUGGGUGGAAUUGACAGUGGAGAAGCACUCCUGUUAGGAAUAAUGGGUGGAAUUGGGAAGGCACUAGAUCCUUCAGAUUCCAGUGCUCCCUCUGCAUGCCCCCAAACCGGCCCAACACAUUUUGGUUGUGGGAUGUCAAGAGUUCCAAAACUGAUAGGGCUGGGUUUGUGGAAGUUGUGGGGAUGGGAGAAGGAUUCAACAUCAGAGCUCCCUUGAAGAAGAUCUGAUGUAUCGUGUGACCCUCUGGGAUGCCGUCCUAAAGCACACUUUGCUGGCUUCAGCACCCCUGUAGAACAUUCCAUUAUAACUUGUGCAGCUCCAUUAAUACCCAUUGCUGUGUUUUGUAGGUGACGAUAUUCGUGGCAUCAUCAGAGGACCCCCCGGGCCUCCAGGACCACCUGGUAUAGGAGGAGAUGGCAGCUUGAUGGCUGAAUCUUACAGAAGGUCUCUAAAUUCAGAUGGGUCGUAUGGCAGGUCCGUAAGUUCUGCCACAUCCUAUGAUGCAUCACUUGCCACAGGGGGAUCAUACAGCAGCUCAUUGGGAAGCAAUGGAGCAUAUGGUGGAUCUCUUGGAGCUGGUGGAUCUCUUGGAGCUGAUGGAUCUCUUGGAGCUGGUGGAUCACUUGGAGCUGGUGGAUCAUACGGUGGAUCUCUUGGAGCUGAUGGCUCUUAUGGUGGAUCUCUUGGAGCUGAUGGUUCUUAUGGUGGAGCGAUUGGAGCAGGUGGAUCUUACGGUGCUGGAGCGGGUGGAUCUUACGGUAGUUCAACUGGAGCAGGCGGAUCACAGAUGAGAUCUACAGGUGCAGGAGGAUCCUAUAGUGGAUCAUUUGCUGGGGCACUGGAUUACAAUGAGUUGGCAGCCAGAGUGUCAGAAAACAUACAAAGUAAGUAUAUCCAUAUUUUACCCCAUGCUAUCUAAAGUGCUGAGGACUGUUUAGAGUGUUUGUGUGUGUGUGUUUGGGACAUAUGAUUCUUAGACCAUUAAGUUGUGUUCCACUCCUUUGAAUAUAUGCAGUGUAGAUUCCAUGAGCUAUUCUAAGGAAAAACUUGGCAUUCUUUUUUGAAAUGACCCUAAAAGUGCACACAUGAGAAAUGUUAAAUUGAAACGUGCUGUAUGUACCUCUGAGGGAAAUCCCAGGAGCAGGUUCCUUCCUUGACUGCUAGAUCUUGGAUUAUCACAGCAAAACAGUUUAAUAUAUGUGCUCAGCAGAAUUGGUGCAAAAAGUUUCCCCCGAGGAUCAAAACAUUAAAUCAGUUUCCUAACUCAGAUUAGAAUCCUUCACCAGCACUAGGGCUGAUGUGAGUUGUAGGCCAAAACAUCUGGAGGGUACUAGGUUGGUGAAGGCUGAAGUACAAUGCUUCAAUUAUGGGCUGAGUCUUUUUCUGGAGUGUUAAGGAUGCUUUAAAAGUAGUACAGGAAAAUGCCACAGCUUCAAAGGGCGGGGGGUGGGAAGAGAUGCUUCCUUGAGUUCUGACUUCAUAGCAAGGAUGUAGAACCGGUGGCCCUCCUGAUGUCCUGAACUGCAACUCCUAUCAUCUUUGUUCAUUGACUACGCUAACUGGGACUGAUCAGAAUUAGGGGUUGCCUACCCCUGCUUUAUUGAAUGGAAUUUUCACUGCUGGACACAAAGCAUUUUGAAGAGCCAGGGGGUGAAAUUGGUCAUGUCAACCUUCAUAUACUCUAUUUCAAAUUUAUGUUCUAAUUUCCCAGGCCGAGGGCUUCUGCAGGACAUGAUGACUUAUGCUGUGCAAGGACCACCUGGGCCUCCAGGGCCUCCUGGCAUUCCAGGCAUCAGCAAAGUGUUUGCAUCCUAUGGCAAUAUCACUGCGGACCUCAUGGAAUUCUUCAGAAGUAAGUCACAUCCCUGUUGUCAUUUUAAUUUAGGAUAUACAGAGAUUUUAAAUGAAAUGAAAUACUGCAGCUGCUGCUUUACUGGGUAGGGAGUAGUUUAGGGACCACUCCAGAUUAGUGGAUUUUUUUUUACCAGGUGCAUUCUGCAACAUGUCAUUGAUGCAAUAGUAGCGUGUUAAUGGUGGAUGCAUACUGGACGGUCUACACAUCAUUCCCCUAUACUGGUUGUUUUGCAAUAAUCCCUCAAUGUUAUACAUUAGUGCCUUCUCAAGGGGCACUCUUGCCGUAUAUAGUGCAACCACAAAAUAAUAAUAUUCUUGGAAUGUUUGUGGUACAGAAAGUUACAGGGUUUCAGCAGGAAGCUAUGGGACAUGCACUGCCUGGAAACAAAGCAGUAUGACACGCCAAAACUUUUGCAGGAACAAAUGGUAUUGAAAGUGUGAUUGUGUGUAACUGCUGCAACAACUUGAUGAGUACAAAUCAUGAUGAAUGCUCAAUAAAGAGGCCCUAGACGUGUGUAGUAGAAUAUAGCCUUGUGACAACCUGCAUUUCUGCCCCAUUAGAAGAGGAGGCAGUCCCUCACAUAUGGCUUACCUUGAUUUUGUAACCUGGACCCUUCAGGCUUUGUGGUAUUGAAUUACUUUGUUAAAUGGGCCAAAAGCACAGAGCUUUUCAUUAUGGACGUUCUUAUAUUUACAAUUAAGAGCAGAUAUCCACAAACAUGAUGUUGUUUGUUUUCUACAGCUUAUGGAACUAUCCCAGGUGCACCUGGACAGAAAGGAGAGAUAGGAUUCCCAGGACCCAAAGGUAAGAAGUUGGAUGCCACACUUGCCAACUUGAGAAUCCAGGAGGGAGGCAGGGAGACGGAUGGCUCCUCCCCCUGUACAAGUAGUCUCCUCCUCUUGAAGACACCGAAAGGAAACCCAAUAGAGCACUUCUGUUUCAGAGGAUGCAAGUGGGGCCUGCCGCAAAUGUUGCCAUGCAUCCUCACCCCCAAGUAGCAGUGCUCCUGUGCAAGGUUCUAGCCAGCCAGCUAGAUCCUCCAUCCCACCACCGUCUGCCAUUUUCGUUUUUUCUUUCCUGACACACAGUGUUCUGUAGUGACUGAGCAUCCUUAGAUAGAGAGGGGGUGUGUGUGUGUGUGUGUGUGUGUGUGUGUGUGUGUGUACAUGCUACCAGAAGCCUUUGGGUUCCCCUGAGCAGGCUAAUAGCUCCCUUUUGCUUCUCAGUGGCUUCACUUGGGCUCCAGCCUAGCGAAUCUACUAAAUUCACACUUUUCCAAACAAUACACAGCCAUCCUUUGAAACUCACAUUUCUCCAAUGGUAUUAGGGCCUUGCAGUGACUAUAAACAAUGUUUAUUUUUGGAUCAAGUCUGUUUCACAUUGGUGCUACAACCAGGUAUAUAAAAUAGUGAUGGGCUGUACUCUAUUAUCCCCCCCUGUUAUCAUAUCAUAUACACCUGAAUAUAAAGGGGAAAAUGUGACCUUUAGUUGCCCAUGAAACUGAAAGAUCAAGGUUUCUUUCUUGGUCCUAGACAGCAUGGGGUCUCAGCAGUCACCUGGUCUAAACAUUUGCAUUAAGGCAGGCUGUGCUCUGUCUGAUUAAACCAUCCCAACUAUGUUUGUCUAAUCAUUUCUGUCCACCCUCUUUGCUUUCAUAAUUUCUUUAAGAUACUUGUUCCAGGUGUAUUCUUGAGUCAAGUGUGAUGAUCAUGACAUAUAUUGUUCACGCCUGUUAAAGUUUGGCCAGUCUGACACUGGUGUCAUAGAAUCAUAGAAUUGUAAUUAGGAAAGGAUCCAGAGGUUAACCCCCUGCAAAGCAGGAAUCUCACCUAGAUCAUACAUCUGCUUAAAAACCUUGGAGGGUGAGUCCACCACCUCUUGUGGAGACCUGUCCCACUGUCAAACAGCUCUUACUGUCAGAAAGUUCUUCCUAAUGUUUAGUCGGAAUCUCCUUUCUUGUAACUUGAAGGUUCGGGUUCGGGUCUUGGCCUCUGGAACAGGAGAAAACAAGCUUGCACCAUCCUCUAUGUGGCAGCCCUUGAGAUAUUUGAAGCUGGCUAUCUUAAGAGCAAAAAUCCUUUUUGGGAGCUUGCAAAGCAGCCCUGUCCUGCUGGUGUGGGCGAAUGCUGAAUUUCCUUUGUUUAAUCCUGCCUGUGAACAAGUUUGCAUAUUCUGGCUACCUGCCUGUUCCCAGGCAGGAGUUCCUACUUUUAAAUGCUGAUAUGCUUGUUACCUAACAGAGGUGUGCCUGCUCAGCUCUGAAGUAUUUUUUUCCAAAGUGGUAGCAUUGUUAAUAAGUUGCUGCAGAAACAGCUUAGAGUCUUGUGAUAUGUUAAAGACACAGGCUGCAUACAUACCAUACAUUUAAAGCAGAUUUAAAUUGCAAGGUUUACACCAAAGAAUUCUGGGAACUAUAAUUUGCCCCUCAGAAAGCUAUGAUUUCAAGAUGCUUGGCAAACUGCAGCUUCCAGGAUUCUUUGGGAAUCAUGUGCUUUAAAUGUGAAGUGUACGUCUGCCCCUUGCACCAACUGUGUUGGCAUAAAAAUACGAAUCUAUCCUUCCCCAUAUCUUAAUCUGGGUUUAGCCUUUCCAUGGAAAAUCUGGUAAGAUUUUGUUUUUUUAAAAAAAAAUUGUUUCCAGCUGUCCAUUUGCAAUGUUAAGCCCACGUUUGGAAGUCCCCAAAGUAAAAAUAGUACAGGGUAUUUUUAACCCUUUAAUUGCUGUAUGAAUUAAACUUAACCCUUUUCCUACAAAGAAGGCAAAGUCCUGUGUCACCUUAGAUAUGAAUUUAUCUCAGAACUAGCAUUUGUAAACAAGAGUUUACCUUAUCAUUUGUAUGAAAUAGAAAAUAUCUCUCUCACAAACACAAAUUUUUAAUCCGAACUUGCAGAAAACAAAUAAUUCUUUGAUAGAAGAGAUAAUUGAAUACAUAAUUGAAUUCAGCUGACAUCACUAAGGUUCCCAUUAAUGUAUCUAGAUUGCUGUUUUCUGAACACUUCCACAACAUGGUCACUAAUGUGUCACUUACAAAGGUUGUUUGCUGAAGAAAGAAAAUGUGGGAGGAACACCAUUUUAAACCACACACAUUUUUCUGAUUCAGUUUACAUAUACAGGAAUUCUUUUUUUAAAAAACACUUUGUUUCACUUCUUCCAUUUCAUUAUAAGAUGGAUAUUAUGGGCUUGGUCUACUGAGUAUUCAGACAAAGCCCAACUGUUGCCACAAUGGAUGAUUAUCUGGCUGUAACCAUAUUGUUUUCUGUAUCUGGAUAGUUAGAUUCUCUCUGUAAAAUGCUAUUUGAAAAUGUGUGCAUUUCACCUUAAUUUCUGAGUAGUAGCAUGUGCCAUAGAUGUUCAGCACCCCUGAGUGAAUGAGCACAUGUUCUGUAGAUAAAUUAUCCUCAUGGGACUAGCCCAACUGCGCAAACAAGAGACUUGCAUUAUCUGGCCAUGUUGUGUGUGAUGUGAGAAAUAUGCUUCAUCGUUCUCUAUGGCAUACUUAUCAGAUUGCAGCAUGAUGGGAUAACGCAUGGGGUCAGCUUUGGAAGAUACACUCUUCAAGAAGUGGGCCUGUGUUGUAGCUGAACUAUUUUAAAUGAGUAGCAAUCUCAAUCGAGUAAAAUAUCAUUUCUCUUCCCUCUGCUAGGUGACAUAGGACCAAUGGGCCCCCCAGGCCGCCAAGGCCCAAGAGGACCAAGGGGUGAAAAGGGCGAGAAAGGUAUUUGUUUUUCAAAUUAGAAAGGAGUGUAUUUUGGAUUUUACCAGUACCAUGCUGGGGAAGCAUAGUGCGGGUCCAAGCAUGAAGACUUAGCAUUUGUCAUAGUUCUAGUGUAGCCACCUGUAUUGUGAGAGUCAACCUUCCCCCACUUUUUUCAGAGACCCAUACAUAGGCAAUGACUCAAGCAAACUUUAUUUAUUUUAUCCUGCUUCUCAGACAACUGGUGUCUCCCAAAGUGGAUUACGUAAAUGAAAAGAAGAACCUGCAAUUAAGUUUACAAAUGAAAAAUACACAACACACAAUGGAAGGGGAAUUGAGGGAAGAGGCUGAGGAUGUGGCCAGAUUGAACUUCCUUUGCUUGAAUAGCAGCUGAUAGCUUCUGUUCCUGUGGCUGCAGUCAGAGUAUCCUUGCUUGCUUCUGCAGUCCCAGGGCAGUUGGAGCCAAGUGGUCUUUCAGGCAGCUCCUUCCUUGGCCUCCCCAUCCUGAGGGACAGUUGGAAGUGCAGUGGUUCUUGUUCCCUGGCAAAUGGCAGAGGCCAAAGUGUGCUGCUCUUCAGUUCCUAACAGUAGCAUGAAAGUUGGGAAAAUGUGUACUUGUACCUGUGAAGUAACACUUUCUUCAUCUUAUUCCAUCUCUCUUAGGUGAAGCAGUGUAUGUUGGCCGAAGGAAAAGGAGAAGCAUUGGGGUCUAAUCUAAGAACACAAAUUUGAGCAGAAGAUUUCUCAACUGCUUAUGGUUGCUUUUUUAUCUCAGUGGAGACAAAACCCCCGUUUCCAGUGACUUCCAGCAAGUGACGACUAACACUUGGUACUUUGGGAAUGGUUUUCAUAACAUUUUAUCUUAUUUCUAAGAUAUGGGUGGCUUCCAGUAGUACAUAUUGAACUAAUGGCUCAUUUGCUUGUUGUCCCAUAUGAAUUGGCUGGAACAGAGUAUAGCCCUCAUCUAAACCCAAUGAUUUUAUAACAGCAUAGCCUCAAAAGUUGUAACUUACUUCCCAGGAAACUCACACUUCAGUUUCUCUGGAUGAAGAUUAGCAUGAGAAAUCUUCAACAGAAACUCAACCAAAGUUGAAAGGAUUGGAGUCAGAGGUUAUGUAUCUUCCUUUGAAGUAGGAGAAAGCAUAUCCAAAAUUAUCAAGAAUAUGGAUUUAAGAGUAAAGGCUAUGCCAGUUGUGAUAAUACUCAACUAUAUGCUAGCAGGAUGCAUAACCAUAGGCUACAUUUUAUUAUUAUUAAAUCCACUUAAUCUGUUAUAAAAUGCAUUGCAAAAAUGUGAAGGACCUUGGGGCUGUUAGUAUAUAAGCACUUUGUUGGAAACAAUUUUUAAAAUGUCUGCUGUGGUUUUAAUUACUAUAAAAGUGCCUUUUUAAUAUAAAGCUUUCUGAUUAGAGCUUGUUUACACUCUAGCCUCACUUUAGCAGAAACCAGACAUUGAAGUAUUAUGACAGACAAAGUCAGGGAAGCUUAUGCAUAUAAGUACAGUAGCCCGCCCACCUUCAAAAGUGAGCAGUUUUAUCUAUGACCAUUUCUUCCUCUACUGCCUGCUUGCAGUGAGCAUCUCCUAAGCCAUCUGUUGUUUUUAAGGUGCGGAAAUCCCCAUUAGCAUAGAAUGAUGUGCAGCAAGGGGAAUUUAGGCAACAUGCCUGAGUCUGUGCAAAGUCAAUAAAGUUUAUUUUCAUGUGUCCUAAAUCAUAUCAACAUAUCAAGAAACUAAUGUUGUACAGUGUGAAUCCUCUAUCCCGUUAUACAUGCAAUCAUGGCAGCAAUAAAGUGAUAGCUAAGUCUGGAGGGACAUGUUUUUGGGCCACAGGAAAUUUAUCAAUGUAAAUCCUGAUGUUGCGACACAUCUCAAGAUGUUACGGAAUUGUAAUUUGUUAAAAACAUUGCUGGGUAUAGGUCAACCUUAACUCCUCCAUUUGCUUCAAGAUACAAAUUUAGUGUUCCAUAACUGAUAGCAAAAGAUUCAGAAUUUAGCUAAGAGAUCAAGGAAGAUCAAAUUAGAAAAAUUAACACCAGUGUUGGAAAUACACAUUUCCUGGACAGGUUACCUAUUGCCUCCAACCUUAUCAAACAUAUAAGUAGAAAUUGAUAGCUGCAGUUCACCAUCUUGUGAAAUAAAAACCAGUUUUCUACAAUACAAAGAGGUAGAUAGUUGCAUGGCUUUCUGGUGUGACCAAAGACUAGCACUUCCACUAAAUGUGUCCAGUGGGGCUUUGAACUUUUUUCUCCCUCAAUUCCAACAUACCUAGGUAGCUAAUCAAAAUUAGUUUGUGACAUGGUACUGAGCUUGGGAGCUGUUUGCUAAGGGACUCAGAAUUGCAUACAAGCCCUUAAGUGCACAAAUUAUGUCUGGAUCUGUGACCCUUGACAUGAUGACUUGUGCUCAAGGGAUUCCAAACAGGGUAAGAUGAAUCUCCUGUAACUGGCAUACUGUUUGUCUGGUUUUGCAAGUUUGGAGCAAACAUCCUAUUAAAUAGUAUUUUCAACUGAUCAAGCAAUUGGUUGUGCAUUUAAACCAGCUGUAUCUGUUACUGAGACAUUUACUUUUUUAAAAAUAAAGUUACUUCCAAUGUGUUAAGUUUCUUUCUUCCUCUGUCCCAUGAGCUGUGUGGAUUACACUAUGUUUCCUGAUAUGCAAGCAAUGUGAAACAAUGUGUUUCCCUCUUUCAAACCCCAUUUUGUUUUGAUACAAAGUGCCCAUGUUUCUUCUUAACAUUAUCUUUCAAGUGCAAUCCUAUACAUAUCUGCUGAGAACUCCUGUUUAGCUCAGUGGGAUUUACUUCCAGCUAAGGGACAUGGGUGGCGCUGCGGUUUAAAUCACUGUGCCGCUUGGACUUGCCGAUUGGAUGGUUGGCGGUUUGAGGCCCCACAACAGGAUGAGCUCCCAUUGUUUGGUCCCAGCUCCUGCCAACCUAGCAGUUCAAAAGCACGCAGUGCAAGUACAGUGGUACCUCAGGUCAAGUACUUAAUUCGUUCCAGAGAUCCGUUCUUAACCUGAAGCACCACUUUAGCUAAUGGGGCCUCCCACUGUCACCACACUUUCUGUUCUCAUCCUGAAGCAAAGUUCUUAACCCGAGGUACUAUUUCUGGGUUAGCGGAGUCUAACCUGAAGCAUCUGUAACCUGAAGCGUCUGUAACCCAAGGUACCACUGUAGAUAAAUAGGUACUGCUCCAGCAGGAAGGUAAACGGUGUGUCUGUGCGCUGCUCUGGUUUCGCCAGGGGCAGCUUACGUCAUCCUAGCCACAUGACCCGGAAAAACUGCGGAAGCGGACAAAUGCCGGCUCCCUCAGCCUGUAAAGCGAGAUGGGCGCCGCAACCCCAGAGUCGUUUGCGACUGGACUUAAUUGUCAGUGGUCCCUUUACCUUUACCUUUAAAAAUGCACAGGAUUGCAACCUUAAGAGCAUCAAAAUAAUUUCAGUCAUUUAUCUGAAUUUUGGUUUUCUGUGGCAAAAAAGCGUUUAAAUAUUUGAAGAUGGCUAAUAUCUCUCCUCUCAUUCUCAUUAUCAGGCAAAACAUACCUAAGUCCUUCAGCUGCCAUCCAAGUGGUGGCAGUUGUGGUCAGAAUUGCCUGUGCUUG